ACACACACACCACUCUCUCUCUCGCUGACACACACACACGCAGCGUCACACACAACACAGACAAACAGAACGUGGAGGUUUAGACCACAAAUACAAACGCUCAGAGUUGGCUGGACAGACAAACACACAGACAGGAGGACCGGUUUCCUUUCUCUCUACAAGUUAACCCAUCUACAAUCCCAUCUACAACUCAGGUACCUGUGCUUUUUUUUUUUUUUAAACAUAAUGUUCUCUAACAAAAACAUUUUCUAACAUAAUGUACUCUAACAAAACAGACAGAGAGAAAGACAAGGUUCUGAAUGCUUAGAUCAGUAUUUUAACACACCAGGCUAGUUACUAAUAGAUUAACUGUUGAAUAUAAAUAGCCUUUGUUUUUUUGUUUUUACAUAAUGUUUCACAGUUGAGUAAGUAUCUCUCUCCAGGGCCUUUAUGAAGUUUUCAGUAUUAUAUUCAUUAAUCUCUGUUUUAGAGACAGUACAGUGAACUAUCACAAACCUUCACAAAAUAUAGAUAUAUAUUUUUAAUGUUCUUUAUUUUUUUUAAGUUUUGUGAAAUUAGAUCAUCAUUAUGUCUAUAACCACGGUGAUAAGUGAUGUGAAACUCGUUGACACCAGGAAGUGACAGUGUCACACUUAAAGAGCAACUGCCCCUAAAAAAGCAACUCUCAUUUUGAAAACAGCCUAUGUGGCAUCGAUAUGAGUCAGAAACAUUUAAAAAAAGAUUACAAAGUGUAAAUAGGAUAAUUUUGGUCAUGAACUCAGUCUCAUCCAAAAACAGAGACUUGCCAGAUGACAGGAAAAAAAUGGUAUGACAUAGAAUGAAGGGUAAUAACAGUUUCCCUUGGGUUGGGUUUAUUUCAAUCCUGCUCACAGCUGGCAGCACCCAAGUAAUCGUCAAUUUGGAGCGCAGCUGCAUGCAACCCGAUUGUAAUGCCCACAGUAAAUUUGGUUUGACAUUUGAUAUCCCUAUGGGGCUAGUUAAGGACCAUCAGUAAAUUACACAAUGUACAUGGGACAAUAUUUUAAAAGUUCAAUAGCUCCAUAUUUCAAUGAUUUAAAAACCUCAAACCAACUACGGUGCAUUCGGAAAGUAUUCAGAUCCCUUCUCUUUUUCAACAGUUUGUUACGUUACAGCCUUAUUCUAAAAUGGAUUACAUUGUCUACACACAAUACCCCAUAAUGACAAAGCAAAAACAGGUUUUUAGAAAUGUUAGCUAUUUUUAAAUUUUUUUUAAAUUAAAUAUUAUAUUUACAUAAGUAUUCAGACCCUUUAGUCAGUACUUUGUUGAAGCACUUUUGGCAGCGUUUACAACCUUGAGUCUUCUUGGGUAUGACGCUACAAGCUUGGCACACCUGUAUUUGGGGAGUUUCUCCCAUUCUUCUCUGCAGAUCCUCUCAAGCUCUGUCAGGUUGGAUGGGGAGCGUCGCUGCACAGCUAUUGUCAGGUCUCUCCAGAGAUCAAUCAAUCAAUCAAUCAAUUUUAUUUUAUAUAGCCCUUCGUACAUCAGCUAAUAUCUCGAAGUGCUGUACAGAAACCCAGCCUAAAACCCCAAACAGCUAGUAAUGCAGGUGUAGAAGCACGGUGGCUAGGAAAAACUCCCUAGAAAGGCCAAAACCUAGGAAGAAACCUAGAGAGGAACCAGGCUAUGAGGGGUGGCCAGUCCUCUUCUGGCUGUGCCGGGUGGAGAUUAUAACAGAACCAUGCCAAGAUGUUCAAAAAUGUUCAUAAGUGACAAGCAUGGUCAAAUAAUAAUCAGGAAUAAAUCUCAGUUGGCUUUUCAUAGCCGAUCAUUAAGAGUUGAAAACAGCAGGUCUGGGACAGGUAGGGGUUCCAUAACCGCAGGCAGAACAGUUGAAACUGGAAUAGCAGCAAGGCCAGGCGGACUGGGGACAGCAAGGAGUCACCACGGCCGGUAGUCCCGACGUAUGGUCCUAGGGCUCAGGUCUCUCAGUUGGCUUUUCAUAGCCGAUCAUUAAGAGUUGAAAACAGCAGGUCUGGGACAGGUAGGGGUUUCGUAACCGCAGGCAGAACAGUUGAAACUGGAAUAGCAGCAAGGCCAGGCGGACUGGGGACAGCAAGGUGUCAGCAUGUCCGGUAGUCCUGACGUAUGGUCCUAGGGCUCAGGUUCUCAGAGAGAAAGAGAGAACGAGAGAAUUAGAGAGAGCAUACUUAAAUUCACACAGGACACUGGAUAAGACAGGAGAAGUACUCCAGGUAUAACCAACUAACCCCAGCCCCCCGACACAUAAACUACUGCAGCAUAAAUACUGGAGGCUGAGACAGGAGCGGUCCGGAGACACUGUGGCCCCAUCCGAAGAAACCCCCGGACAGGGCCAAACAGGAAGGAUAUAACCCCACCCACUCUGCCAAAGCACAGCCCCCGCACCACUAGAGGGAUAUCCUCAACCACCAACUUACAAUCCUGAGACAAGGCCGAGUAUAGCCCACAGAGGUCUCCACCACAGCAAAAACCAAGGGGGGGCGCCAACCCAGACAGGAAGAUCACGUCAGUAACUCAACCCACUCAAGUGACGCACCCCUCCUAGGGACGGCAUGAAAGAGCACCAGCAAGCCAGUGACUCAGCCCCUGUAACAGGGUUAGAGGCAGAGAACCCCAGUGGAGAGAGGGGAACCGGCCUGGCAGAGACAGCAAGGGCUGUUCGUUGCUCCAGAGCCUUUCCGUUCACCUUCACACUCCUGGGCCAGACUACACUCAAUCAUAUGACCUACUGAAGAGAUAAGUCUUCAGUAAAGACUUAAAGGUUGAGACCGAGUCUGCGUCUCUCACAUGGGUAGGCAGACUGUUCCAUAAAAAUGGAGAUCUAUAGGAGAAAGCCCUGCCUCCCGCUGUUUGCUUAGAAAUUCUAGGGACAAUUAGGAGGCCUGCGUCUUGUGACCGUAGCGUACGUAUUGGUAUGUACGGCAGGACCAACUCGGAAAGAUAGGUAGGAGCAAGCCCAUGUAACGCUUUAUAGGUUAACAGUAAAACCUUGAAAUCAGCCCUUGCCUUAACAGGAAGCCAGUGUAGGGAAGCUAGCACUGGAGUAAUAUGAUCAAAUUUAUUGGUUCUAGUCAGGAUUCUAGCAGCCGUAUUUAGCACUAACUGAAGUUUAUUUAGUGCUUUAUCCGGGUAGCCGGAAAGUAGAGCAUUGCAGUAGUCUAACCUAGAAGUAACAAAUGCAUGGAUUAAUUUUUCUGCAUCAUUUUUGGACAGAAAAUUUCUGAUUUUUGCAAUGUUACGUAGAUGGAAAAAAGCUGUCCUUGAAACAGUCUUGAUAUGUUCGUCAAAAGAGAGAUCAGGGUCAAGAGUAACGCCGAGGUCCUUCACAGUUUUAUUUGAGACGACUUUACAACCAUCAAGAUGAAUUGUCAGAUUUAACAGAAGAUCUCUUUGUUUCUUGGGACCUAGAACAAGCAUCUCUGUUUUGUCCGAGUUUAAAAGUAGAACGUUUUCAGCCAUCCACUUCCUUAUGUCUGAAACACAGGCUUCUAGCGAGGGCAAUUUUGGGGCUUCACCAUGUUUCAUUGAAAUGUACAGCUGUGUGUCAUCCGCAUAGCAGUGAAAGUUAACAUUAUGUUUUCGAAUAACAUCCCCAAGAGGUAAAAUAUAUAGUGAAAACAAUAGUGGUCCUAAAACGGAACCUUGAGGAACACCGAAAUGUACAGUUGAUUUGUCGGAGGACAGACCAUUCACAGAGACAAACUGAUAUCUUUCCGACAGGUAAGAUCUAAACCAGGCCAGAACUUGUCCGUGUAGACCAAUUUGGGUUUCCAGUCUCUCCAAAAGAAUGUGGUGAUCGAUGGUGUCAAAGGCAGCACUAAGGUCUAGUAGCACGAGGACAGAUGCAGAGCCUCAGUCUGACGCCAUUAAAAGGUCAUUUACCACCUUCAGAUGUUCGAUCGGGUUCAAGUCCGGGCUCUGGCUGGGCCACUCAAGGACAUUCAGAGACUUGUCCCGAAGCCACUCCUGCGUUGUCUUGGCUGUGUGCUUAGGGUCAUUGUCCUGUUGGAAGGUGAACCUUCGCCCCAGUCUGAGGUCCUAAGUGCUCUGGAACAGGUUUUCAUCAAGGAUCUCUCUGUACUUUGCUCCGUUCAUCUUUCCCUCGAUCCUGACUAGUCUCCCAGUCCCUGCUGCCACCACCAUGCUUCACCGUAGGGAUGGUGCCAGGUUUCCUCCAGACGUGACGCUUGGCAUUCAGGCCAAAGAGUUCAAUCUUGGUUUCAUCAGAGCAGAGAAUCUUGUUUAUCAUGGUCUGAGAGUCCUUUAGGUGCCUUUUGGCAAACUCCAAGCGGGCUGUCGUGCCUUUUACUGAGGAGUGGCUUCCGUCUGGCCACUCUACCAUAAAUGCCUGAUUGGUGGAGUGCUGCAGAGAUGGUUGUCCUUCUGGAAGGUUCUCCGAUCUCCACAGAGGUACUCUGGAGCUCUGUCAGAGUGACCAUCGGGUUCUUGGUCACCUCCCUGACAUAGGCCCUUCUCCCCCGAUUGCUCAGUUUGGACCGGGCGGCCAGCUCUAGGAGUCUUGGUGGUUCCAAACUUCUUCCAUUUAAGAAUGAUGGAGGCCACUGUGUUCUUGGGGAACUUCAAUGCUGCAGAAAUCUGUAAGGUGGAAGCAAUAUGGUGGAAGCUUCACCACUACACUGCCCUUUAGAUCUGCAUCAAGGGGUCACUCAGAACUCAUCUCUCGCUCUCUUUUUUAAACAUUUUUAUUUAACCUUUAUAUAGACAAUAAGGAAAGUCAAUUAAGAACAAAUUCUUAUUUACAGUGACGCCCUCUCUUCUUCUCCCCUCUCCCCCCCCCCCCUCCCCCCUCUCUCCCCUCUCUCCCCCACCCCCCCUCUCCCCCCUCUCUCCUCUCUCUCCCCUCUCUUCCCUCUCUCCCCUCUCCCCCCUCUCCCCUCUCCCCCCUCUCCCCUCUCUUCCCCCUCCCUCCCCUCCCUCCCCCCUCUCUCCUCUCUCUUCCCUCUCUUCCUCCUCUCUCCCCUCUCUCCCCCCUCUCUCCUCUCUCUUCCCUCUCUCCUCUCUCUCCCCCUCUCUCCCCUCUCUCUCCUCUCUCUUCCCUCUCUCUCCUCUCUCUCCCCUCUCCCCCUCUCUCCCCUCUCCCCCCCUCCCCCCUCCCCUCUCUUCCCCCUCUCUCCCCUCCCUCCCCCCUCUCUCCUCUCUCUUCCCUCUCUUCCUCCUCUCUCCCCCUCUCUUCCCUCUCUCCCCCCUCUCUCCUCUCUCUUCCCCCUCUUCUCCCCUCUCUUCCCUCUCUUCCCCCUCUCUCCUCUCUCCCCUCUCCCCUCUCUCUCCCCUCUCUCCCACUCUCUCUCCCCUCUCUUCCCUCUCUCCCCCUCUCUCCCCUCUCAUCUCCUCUCUCUCCCCUCUCCACUCUCUCUCCCCCCUCUCCCCCUCUCCCUCUCCCCUCUCUCCCCCUCUCUCCCCCCUCUCUCCCCUCUCCCCCCCCUCUCCUCCCCCUCCCUUCCCUCUCUCCACUCUCUCUCCCCUCUCCUCUCUCUCCUCUCUCUUCCCACUCUCUCCCCUCUCUCCUCCUCUCUCUCCCCUCUCUCCUCUCUCUCUCCCCUCUCUUCCCACUCUCUCCCCUCUCUCUCCUCUCUCUCCUCUCUCUCCCCUCUCCCCCAGAUGGAGUUUGCCUGCAGUCACGUUGUGUGUAACUGGAGACCAGAAGGGAGUUUAGCGGAGGGGUCAGAUGAAGGGGGGUCAGGUUUGAGUGUGUACCCCUGUAGUCCUCUAGGUGAGGGGGGGACCCCAGGUCCGGGUGUACCCCUCAGACUGUCUGUCACAGAGCACAUGUACGACAACCGCAUCUCAGUCAUCCCUCAGCAAGGUAAUGUACUGACGUGAUACCGCUCAUCACACAUUCACACUGCUGCUGAGAGACCCACUCAUUUUCACAUACAGAGGAAACAUCUGUGUGGGGUGGAGACUGACAAAAGUGUGAAAAUGUUAGACAUAGGAAACUUCACACACACACACACACACGCAUACACACACUAGCCUAGAUUAUUUCCUUUCAGCUCUCACUGCAGUGUCACCAUGUUCAAAGACACACCACCUUUCACACAUCCACUUGAGCUCCAUGGUGCUAAGAAUGAUGAUGAUGAUGAUGAUGAUGAAGAAGAUGAGGAUGGUGAUACUAUUGAUAAUGAUACUAUUGAUGGUGAUGAUGAUGGUGAUACUAUUGAUGGUGAUGAUGGUGAUAAUAUUUGGUAUUUUGGGGUAUUUUAUUAGGAUCCCCAUUAGCUGUUGUUGCGAGAGCAGUAGCUACUCUUCCUGGGGUCCACACAAAACAUGAAACAUGACAUAAUACAGAACAUUAAUAGACAAGAACAGCUCAAGGACAGAACUGCAUCAAUAAUAUUGAUGAUGGUGAUGUCUGUUUCCUUGCUUCAGAGCCAGGGAUAGUGCCUCCACCUCUGCCCCCUCGACGGUUUGGGUCUCAGAAGCAACCCCGACCCACCUCUCUGCCUCCCCCACCUCCCCCUCUUUCCUCCCUGCCUCCCCCCCUACCAGCCCGAGGUGAGUAUUUGGUUUGUUUCUGAAUUGAUUCCACAAGCAUGUGUUUCUGAAUACAGCCCUAGUUGUUGGUCAGGGUUAGAUGUAGGCUAUAGUGGUGUACAGUGAGGGAAAAAAGUAUUUGAUCCCCUGCUGAUUUUGUACGUUUGCCCACUGACAAAGAAAUGAUCAGUCUAUAAUUUUAAUGGUAGGUUUAUUUGAACAAUGAGAGUCAGAAUAACAACAAAAAAAUCCAGAAAAACGCAUGUGUCACGGUUUCGGCCGAGGCUGCCUCUCUCCCUUGUUCGGGCAGGCUUUGGCGUUCGUCGUCUCCGGAAUUCUAGCUGCCACCGCUAUAUGUUUCAUGUUCGUUUGCUUUUGUCUGUUUGUUUCCACACCUGUUUCUGUUUUGACGUAAUUAGUGUCCUAUAAGUUUCUCGUUGUGUUUGUCUAGUGUUGUGUGUGAUUGUUUCCGUCAGUGUUGUGUUUUGCUCGGUUGAGCGUAUUUCUCCACUGUGCUGGAGCUUAUUUGCACCUGUGUGUGCACCGUUACAUUUUGUCGCACCUGUUAGUGCGCAUUUACCUUUCGCCUUCGUGCGUGUUUUUGCUGUCGGGCUUAGUUGUCCUGUUGCCUGUGUUGGGCCAGUAAUACAGCCUUUGGAACAUUCAGUCUGCGUCCUGCGUUUGAUUCCUACACUACACCUACAACACGCCCUGACAGCAUGUCAAAAAUGUUAUGAAUUGAUUUGCAUUUUAAUGAGGGAAAUAAGUAUUUGACCCCCUCUCAAUCAGAAAGAUUUCUGGCUCCCAGGUGUCUUUUAUACAGGUAACGAGCUGAGAUUAGGAGCACACUCUUAAAGGGAGUGCUCCUAAUCUCAGCUUGUUACCUGUAUAAAAGACACCUGUCCACAGAAGCAAUCAAUCAAUCAGAUUCCAAACUCUCCACCAUGGCCAAGACCAAAGAGCUCUCCAAGGAUGUCAGGGACAAGAUUGUAGACCUACACAAGGCUGGAAUGGGCUACAAGACCAUCGUCAAGCAGCUUGGUGAGAAGGUGACAACAGUUAGUGCGAUUAUUCGCAAAUGGAAGAAACAAAAGAACUGUCAAUCUCCCUCGGCCUGGGGCUCCAUGCAAGAUCUCACCUCGUGGAGUUGCAAUGAUCAUGAGAACGGUGAGGAAUCAGCCCAGAACUACACGGGAGGAUCUUGUCAAUGAUCUCAAGGCAGCUGGGACCAUAGUCACCAAGAAAACAAUUGGUAACACACUACGCCGUGAAGGACUGAAAUCCUGCAGCGCCCGCAAGGUCCCCCUGCUCAAGAAAGCACAUAUACAGGCCCGUCUGAAGUUUGCCAAUGAACAUCUGAAUGAUUCAGAGGAGAACUGGGUAAAAGUAUUGUGGUCAGAUGAGACCAAAAUCGAGCUCUUUGGCAUCAACUCAACUCGCCGUGUUUGGAGGAGGAGGAAUGCUGCCUAUGACCCCAAGAAAACCAUCCCCACCAUCAAACAUAGAGGUGGAAACAUUAUGCUUUGGGGGUGUUUUUCUGCUAAGGGGACAGGACAACUUCACCGCAUCAAAGGGACAAUGGACGGGGCCAUGUACCGUCAAAUCUUGGGUGAGAACCUCCUUCCCUCAGCCAGGGCAUUGAAAAUGGGUCGUGGAUGGGUAUUCCAGCAUGACAAUUACCCAAAACACACGGCCAAGGCCACAAAGGAGUGGCUCAAGAAUAAGCACAUUAAGGUCCUGGAGUGGCCUAGCCAGUCUCCAGACCUUAAUCCCAUAGAAAAUCUGUGGAGGGAGCUGAAGGUUCAAGUUGCCAAACGUCAGCCUCGAAACCUUAAUGACUUGGAGAAGAUCUGCAAAGAGGAGUGGGACAAAAUCCCUCCUGAGAUGUGUGCAAACCUGGUGGCCAACUACAAGAAACUUCUGACAUCUGUGAUUGCCAACAAGGGUUUUGCCACCAAGUACUAAGUCAUGUUUUGCAGAGGGGUCAAAUACUUAUUUCCCUCAUUAAAAUGCAAAUCUAUUUAUAACAUUUUUGACAUGCGUUUUUCUGGAUUUUGUUGUUGUUAUUCUGUCUCUCACUGUUCAAAUAAACCUACCAUUAAAAUUAUAGACUGAUCAUUUCUCUGUCAGUGGGCAAACGUACAAAAUCAGCAGGGGAUCAAAUACUUUUUUUCCCUCACUGUAAAUGCUUAUAACCACUAGGCUAAUAAAUAAACAAGUUUUUAUUUUUUAUGAUUUUAAUAACCUACAUUAGCAUGAGAGCUACUUAUAAAAAAUGUAACAUGUUGCUCCUCUGUUUUAUUUCUAGCUUUCUAAUAGGCACUUUCUUCUCCUCUCACCUGAAACUCUUCCCCGAGAAAGUAGUGCACUGUGUUUCUUGUCAAUAAAGCUGGCAAAAUAAUGGUUAAUAAACAACUCCAAGGGGGGGCAUUAAGAGUUGUUUUUAUAUUUGAUCAAAUUAUGUUCUGUUUUAUUUUAAUAGUAAAAUAACUAAAUUUGAUGUUCUGAGUCCAUCUCAAAUCACUUCGCUUAAAUCACAGUUCAGUGGUUAUUAUCAUGCUGGUUGUUACAUAUCUGGGUCUCAUCCUGUGUGUGUGUGUGUGUGUGUGUAUUCUCAGGUGCAGAGGGCCAAGGAGAGCAGAGCAUCAGAUUGAAGGCUAAUGUUAAUGUUCUCUCUCUCAGUGUUGGACGACUCGUAGAUAUCAGUAGAGGUGAGUGUAUUUAUGGUCACACACACACACACACACACACAUACACACACACACACACACACACACACACCCAGUGGAGGCUGCUGAGGGGAGGACGGCUCACAAUAAUGUCUGGAAAGGAGUAAAUGGAAUGGAAUAAAACACAUUCACCACAUGGUUUCCAUGGUUUCCAGGUGUUUGAUACCAUUCCAUUGACUCCAUUCCAGCCAUUAUUAUAAGCCAUCCUCCCCUCAGCAGCCUCCACUGCACACACCAUAAUUAUCUCUCCCUCUCCUCCACAGCAUCUGGCAUCCAGACUACUCAGAGUCCCGUGAUACACUGUGGGAGAUGUAGUGCAGCCCUGUCCUCCCUGAGUUCUAUACAGAACACACAGGACAGUUCCGUGAGUUUACACUCUUUCUUUCUCUCUCUCUCUCCUCUCUCUCUCUCUCUCUCUCUCUCCUCCUCUCUCCUCUCUCUCUCUCUCUCUCCCUCUCUCUCUCUCCUCUCUCUCUCUCUCUCUCUCUCCUCUCUCUCUCCUCGCUCCUCUCCUCUCGCACUCCUCUCUCUCUCUCUCUCCCUUCCCGCCGCAGUGCUCUCAUUUCUUUCUGUCCUCCCCACUCCUUGUUUCUUCCUCCUUCACCUUCAUCCUCUCCCUCUUCAUCAUCCUUUCCUUCAUCCUCUCCAUUUUCAUCACCCUCUCCUUCACGCUCUCCCACUCCCUCAUCAUCUCCCUCUUCAUUAUCCUCUAUUUCAUCCUCUCCCUCUUCAUCAACCUCUCCUUCAGCCUCUCCCACUCCCUCAUCCUCUCCCUCUUCAUCAUCCUCUCUCCUUCACCUCCGCCCUCUUCAUAUCCCUCCUUCAUCCUCCUUCUCCUUCAUCCCUCUCCCUCUCCUUCAUUUCCUCUCUCCCUCUUCAUUUAUUUCCCCUCCCUCUCCCUCUCCCUCUCCCUCUCCCUCAUCUCUCCCUCUCACUCCCUCUUCCUCAUCCUCUCCCUCUCCUUCAUCCUCUCCCUCUUCAUCAUCCUCUCCCUCUCCCUCUCCCCUCUCCUUCAUCCUCUCCCUCAUCAUCUCCCAUUCCUUCAUCCUCUCCCUCUCCUUCAACCUCUCCCUCUACUUCAGCCUCUCCCUCUCCUUCAUCCUCUCCUUCUCCUUCAUCCUCUCCCUCUCCUUCACCCUCUCCCUCUCCCUUUUCCUUCAUCCUCUCCCUCUUCAAUCAAUCAAUGAAUCAAAUGUUAUUUAUAAAGCCCUUUUACAUCAGCAGAUGUCACAAAGUGCUAUACAGAAACCCAGCCUAAAACCCCAAACAGCAAGCAAUGCAGAUGUAGAAGCACGGUGGCUAGGAAAAACUCCCUAGAAAGGCAGAAACCUAGGAAGAAACCUAGAGAGGAACCAGACUCUGAGGGGUGGCCAGUCCCCUUCUGGCUGUGCCAGGUGGGGAUUGUAACAGUACAUGGCCAUUAAGGCCAGAUUUUUCUCCAAGAUGUUCAAACAUUCAUAGAUGACCAGCAGGGUCAAAUAAUAAUCACAGUGGUUGUAGGGGUUGCAACAGGUCAGUACAUCAGGAGUAAAUGUAACUUGGCUUUUCAUAGCCGGGCAUUUAGAGGUUGAAAUAGCAGGUGCGGUAGAGAGAGAGAGAGUUGAAAACAACAGGUCUGGGACAAGGUAACACGUCCGGUGAACAGGUCAGGGUUCCAUAGCCGCAGGCAGAAGAGUGGAAACUGGAGCAGCAGCAUGACCAGGUGGACUGGGGACAGCAAGGAGUCAUCAGGCCAGGUAGUCCUGAGGCAUGGUCCUAGGGCUCAGGUCCUCCAGGAUGGGAGGGAGAGAGAGAGAGAGAGAAUUAGAGGGAGCAUACUUAAAUUCACACAGGACACCGGAUAAGACAGGAGAAUAACACCAGAUAUAACAGACUGACCCUAGCCCCCCGGCACAUAGACUAUUGCAGCAUAGAUACUGGAGGCUGAGACUGGGGGGGUCGGGGGACACUGUGGGCCUGUCUGACGAUACCCCCAGACAGGGCGAACCAGGCAGGAUAUAACCCACCCACUUUGCCAAAGCACAGCCCCCACACCACCAGAGGGAUAUCAACAGACCACCAACCUACUACCCUGAGACAAGGCUGAGUAUAGCCCACGAAGAUCUCCUCCACUGCACGAGCCCGAGGGAGCGACAAACCGGACAGGAAGAUUACGUCAGUGACUCAACCUACGUAGGAACGGCAUGGAAAGCACCAGUAAGCCAGUGACUCAGCCCCCGUAAUAGGGUCAGAGGCAGAGAAUCCCAGUGGAGAGAGGGGAACCGGCCAGGCAGAGACAGCAAGGGAAGUUUGUCGCUCCAGUGCCUUUCCGUUCACCUUCGGACCCCUGGGCCAGACUACACUCAAUCAUAGGACCUACUGAAGAGAUGAGUCUUCAGUAAAGACUUAAAGGUCGAGACCGAGUCUGCGUCUCUCACAUGGAUAGGCAGACCAUUCCAUAGAAAUUGAGCUAUAUAGGAGAAAGCCCUGCCUCCAGCUGUUUGCUUAGAAAUUCUAGGAACAAUAAGGAGGCCUGCGUCUUGUGACCGUAGCGUACGUGUAGGUAUGUACGGCAGGACCAAAUCGGAGAGAUAGGUAGGAGCAAGCCCAUGUAAUGCUUUGUAGGUUAGCAGUAAAACCUUGAAAUCAGCCCUAGCCUUAACAGGAAGCCAGCACUGGAGUAAUAUGAUCACAUUUUUUGGUUCUAGUCAAGAUUCUAGCAGCCGUGUUUAGCACUAACUGAAGUUUAUUUAGUGCUUUAUCAGGGUAGCCGGAGAGUAGAGCAUUGCAGUAGUCUAAUCUAGAAGUGACAAAAGCAUGGAUUAGCUUUUCUGCAUCAUUUUUUUGACAAAAAGUUUCUGAUUUUUGCAAUGUUACGAAGAUGGAAAAAAGCUGUCCUUGAAAUAUUCUUGAUAUGUUCGUCAAAAGAAAGAUCAUGGUCCUUCACAGUUUCUUUUUGAGACGACUGUACAACCAUCAAGAUUAAUUGUCGGAUCCAACAGAUUAUCUCUUUGUUUCUUGGGACCUAGAACUAGCAUCUCUAUUUUGUCCGAGUUUAAAAGUAAAACAUUUGCCGCCAUCUACUUCCUUAUGUCUGAAACACAGGCUUCCAGGGUAGGCAGUUUUGGGGCUUCACCAUGUUUCAUCGAAAUGUAGAGCUGUGUGUCGUCCGCAUAGCAAUGAAAGUUAACAUUGUGUUUCCGAAUGACAUCACCAAGAGGUAAAAUAUAUAGUGAAAACAAUAGUGGUCCUAAAACGGAACCUUGAGGAACACCGAAACGUACAAUUGAUUUGUCAGAGGACAAACCAUCCACAGAGACGAACUGAUAUCUUUCCGACAGAUAAGAUCUAAACCAGGCAAGAACUUGUCCGUGUAGACCCAAUUAAGGUUUUCAAUCUCUCCAAAAGAAUGUGGUGAUCGAUGGUGUCAAAAGCAGCACUAAGGUCUAGGAGCACGAGGACAGAUGCAGAGCCUUGGUCUGACGCCAUUAAAAGGUAAUUUACCACCUUCACGAGUGCGGUCUCAGUGCUAUGAUGGGGUCUAAAACCAGACUGUAGCAUUUCCUAUAUAUUUUUUGUCUUCAGGAAGGCAGUGAGUUGCUGCACAACAGCUUUUUCUAAAAAUGUUGAGAGGAAAGGGAGAUUCGAUAUAGGCCGAUAGUUUUUUACAUUUUCUGGGUCAAGGAUUGGCUUUUUCAAGAGAGGCUUUAUUACUGCCACUUUUAGUGAGUUUGGUUCACAUCCGGUGGAUAGGGAGCCAUUUAUUAUGUUCAAUAUAGGAGGGCCAAGCACAGGAAGUAGCUCUUUCAGUAGUUUAGUUGGAAUAGGGUCCAGUAUGCAGCUUGAAGGUUUAGAGACCAUUACUAUUUUCAUGAAUGUUUCAAGAGAUAAAGGAUUAAAAAACUUGAGUGUCUCCAUUGAUCCUAGUUCCUGGCAGUUCUGUGCAGACUCAGGACAGCUGAGCUUUGGAGAAAUACGCAGAUUCAAAGAGGAGUCCGUAAUUUGCUUUCUAAUGAUCAUGAUCUUUUCGUCGAAGAAGUUAAUCAAUUCAUCACUGCUGAAGUGAAAGGCAUCCUCUCUUGGGGAAUGCUGCUUUUUAGUUAGCUUUGCGACAGUAUGAAAUAGAAAUGUUGGAUUGUUCUUAUUCUCCUCAAUUAGGUUGGAAAAAUAGGGUGAUCGAGCAGCAGUGAGGGCUCUUCUAUAUUGCUCUGUACUUUAUUUUCACGCUAGUAGGAAGACUUCCAUUUUGGUGGAGCACCAUUUCCGUUCCAAUUUUCAGGAGGCUUGCUUCAGGGCUCGGGUAUUUUCUGUAUACCAGGGAGCUAGUUUCUGGUGACAAAUGUUUUUUGUUUUUAGGGGUGCGACUGCAUCUAGGGUAUUACGCAAGGUUAAAUUUAGAUCCUCAGUUAGGUUGUUAAUUGAUUUUUGUACUCCGACGGCCUCUAGGAAUCUGUGGGUUGUCCGAGAAUUUAUAGCACGGCUUUUGAUGGUCCUUGGUUGGGGUCUGAGCAGAUUAUUUGUUGCGAUUGCAAACGUAAUAAGAUGGUGGUCCGAUUGUCCUGGGUUAUGAGGAAAAACAUUUAGAUCCACAAUAUUUAUUCCACGGGACAAAACUAGAUCCAGGGUAUUCCGGAGACCUGUUGGACAAAACCCACUGAGUCGAUGAUGGCUCCGAAAGCCUUUUGGAGUGGGUCUGUGGACUUUUCCAUGUGAAUAUUAAAGUCACCAAAAAUGUGAAUAGUAUCUGCCAUGACUACAAGGUCCGAUAGGAAUUCAGGGAACUCAGUGAGGAACUCUGUAUACGGCCCAGGAGGCCUGUAAACAGUAGCUAUAAAAAGUGAUUGAGUAGGCUGCAUAGAUUUCAUGACUAGAAGCUCAAAAGACUAAAACGCAGUCAUUUUUGGGGGGGUAAAUUGACAUUUGCUAUCGUAAAUGUUAGCAACACCUCCGCCUUUGAGGGAUGCGUGGGGGAUACGGUCACCAGUGUAACCAGGAGGAGAGGCCUCAUUUAACACAGUCAAUUCAUCAGGCUUAAGACAUGUUUCAGUCAGGCCAAUCACAUAAAGAUUAUGAUCAGUAAUUAGUUAAUUGACCACAACUGCCUUGGAAGUGAGGGAUCUAACAUUAAGUAGCCCUAUUUUGAGAUGUGAGAUAUCACAAUAUCUUUCAAUAAUGACAGGAAUGGAGGAGGUCUUUAUUCCAGUGAGAUUGCUAAGGCAAACACUGCCAGGUUUAGUUUUGCUCAACCUAGAUCGAGGCACAGACACGGUCUCAAUGGGGACUACACUGACUGUGCUAGUGGCAGACUCCACUAAGCUGGCAGGCUGGCUAUAAGCCUGCUACCUGGCCUGCACCCUGUCUCAUUGUGGAGCUAGAGGAGUUAGAGCCCUCUUCAUCAGCCUCUCCCUCACCUUCAUCCUCUCCCUCUCCUUCAUUCUCUCCCUCCCCUUCAUCCUCUCCCACUCCUUCAUCCUCUCCCUCUCCUUUAUCCUCUCCCUCUCCUUCAUCCUCUCCCUCUCCUUAAUCCUCUCCCUUCCCUUCAUCCUCUCCCCUCUCCUUCAGCCUCGUCUUCGUCCUCUCCUUCCCCUUCAUCCUCUCCCUCUCCUUCAGCCUCUCCCUCAGCCUCUCCCUCUCCUUCAGCCUCUCCUUCAGUCUCUCCCUCUCCUUCAUCCUCUCCCUCUCCUUCAGCCUUUCCUUCAGCCUCUACUUCAUCCUCUCCCUCUCCUUCAUCCUCUCCCUCUCCUUCAGUCUCUCCCUCUCCUUCAUCCUCUCCCUCUCUUUCAGCCUCUCCUUCAGCCUCUACUUCAUCCUCUCCUUCUCAUCAUCCUCUCCCUCUCCUUCAGUCUCUCCCCCUCCUUCAGCCUCUACUUCAUCCUCUCCCUCUCCUUCAUCCUCUCCCUCUCCUUCAGUCUCUCCCCCUCCUUCAGCCUCUCCCUCUACUUCAUCCUCUCCUCUCCUUAUCCUCUCCCUCCCCUUCAUCCUCUCCCCCUCCUUCAGCCUCUCUCCCACUCCUUCAUCCUCUCCCCCUCCUUCAUCCUCUCCCUCUCCUUCAGUCUCUCCCCCUCCUUCAGCCUCUCCAUCUACUUCAUCCUCUCCCUCUCCUUUAUCCUCUCCCUCCCCUUCAUCCUCUCCCCCUCCUUCAGCCUCUCCCACUCCUUCAUCCUCUCCCCCCCUCCUUCAUCCUCUCCCCUCUCCUUCAGUCUCUCCCCCUCCUUCAGCCUCUCCCUCUACUUCAUCCUCUCCCUCUCCUUCAGCCUCUCCCUCUCCUUCAUCCUCUCCCUCUCCUUCAUCCUCUCCCUCUCCUUCAGCCUCUCCCUCUCCUUAGCCUCUCCUUCUCCUUCAGCCUCUCCCACUCCUUAGCCUCACCUUCUCCUUCAGCCUCUCCCACUCCUUAGCCUCACCUUCUCCUUCAUCCUCUCCCACUCCUUCAUCCUCUCCCUCUCCUUAGCCUCUCCUUCUCCUUCAGCCUCUCCCACUCCUUCUCCUCUCCCCCUCCUUCAGCCUCUCCCUCUCCCUUCAUCCUCUCCCUCUCUUCAGCCUCUCCUUCAUUCGCCUCUCCCUUUCCCUUCAUCCUCUCUCUCCCUCGCCUUCAGCCUCUCCCAAUCUCCUAGCCUCUCCUCUCCUUCAGCCUCCUCCCACCCCUUCAUCCUCUCCCUCUCCUUCAGCAUCUUUCUUUCCUCCCCUCUUCCUGUUCGUUUCAAUUCAAUUCAAUAAAUUCAAGUCAGUUAUCUUGUUGACUAGUAGUAAUGCUCUCUCUCUCUCUCUUCUCUCAUCUCUCCUCUCUCUCUCUCUCUCUCUCUCUCCUCUCUCUCUCUCUCUCUUCCUCUCUUCUCUCCUCUCUCUCUUCCCUCAUCCUCUCUCUCUCUCCUCCUCUCCUCCUCUUCCUCUCUCCUCCUCCUCUCCGUCUCUCUCUCUUCCUCUCUCUCUCCCUCUCUCUCUCACGGUGUGGCUGUGUGAGUUCUGUGGUCUCCAGAACACCCUGUCUACCUCAGGCCCCGGGGCUGGUUCCAAGGUGGGCCUCAGGGUUAGAGGGGCUCCUCGAGGGAGAGAUGUGAUCUACCUCCCCCUUCAGACUGACCAGGACUACGAGAACCUAGAAGAUGUCAUGGUGGUCUUCUGUGUUGAUAUAUCUGGGAGCAUGAGUGUCACCUCCGAGGUGUGUAGUCUGUCUGUCUGUCUUUCUGUCUACAAGCUAUGGCUGUACCUCAAUCUAUCUGUCUGUCUGUCUGUCUGUCUGUCUGUCUGUCUGUCUGUCUGUCUGUCUGUCUGUCUGUCUGUCUGUCUGUCUGUCUGUCUGUCUGUCUGUCUGUCUGUCUGUCUGUCUGUCUGUCUGUCUGUCUGUCUGUCUGUCUGUCUGUCUGUCUGUCUGUCUGUCUGUCUGUCUGUCUGUCUGUCUGUCUGUCUGUCUGUCUGUCUGUCUGUCUGUCUGUCUGUCUGCCUGCCUGCCUGCCUGCCUGCCUGCCUGCCUGCCUGCCUGCCUGCCUGCCUGCCUGCCUGCCUGCCUGCCUGCCUGCCUGCCUGCCUGCCUGCCUGCCUGCCUGCCUGCCUGCCUGCCUGCCUGCCUGCCUGCCUGCCUGUCUGUCUGUCUGUCUGUCUGCCUGCCUGUCUGUAUGUCUGUAUGUCUACAAGCUAUGGCUGUACCUUAAUCUGUCUGUCUGUCCGUUCGUUUAUGUCACAAACGAGACUCCCGCUGUUCCUCCUGCUCACCACCAGAGGGAACCCUCUCCUGAGUAUUAAACCCCUGAACUACAUUUCCCACAUACCUGGCUCUGAUUACCGUUGCACCUGACUCCCAUCAGUAGACUAUUUAGGUGCUCUCAAACUCUCUCUCUUUGCGAAGUCUUGUUAACCCUGGUGAUCAUUUCUGAGCGUUUUCGCCUGUGUCUGUCUGCCCGUGGAUUUACUCUGGACUGUUUUUCCCUCCUUGAUUCUGUCACAAACGAGACUCCCGCUGUUCCUCCUGCUCACCACCAGAGGGUUCCCUCUGGUGGUGAGCAGGAGGAACAGCGGGAGUCUCGUUUGUGACAGUUUACAACCUAUGGCUAUACCUCAGUCUGUCUGUCCGUCUCCAAACUCUAUCCCACUGCAUAUAUAUUUUCUUCCCAGGUCUCCCCAGGGAAUGCUAUGAGGUCACCAACCUAUGUCUCCCGACAACAGGUACUUAUGUUUGUUCCAGUGUUCUGUAUGUAUAUAUUAUAUUAUUAUAUAUACAGUGGAGGGAAAAAGGUAUUUGAUUUUGUACAUUUGCCCACUGACAAAGAAAUGAUCAGUCUAUCAUUUUAAUGGUAGGUUUAUUUGAACAGUGAGAGACAGAAUAACAACAAAAAAAUCCAGAGAAACGCAUGUCAAAAAUGUUAUAAAUAUGUUUGUAAACAAACUUAUGUUUGUUCCAGUGUUCUGUAUUUAUAUUAUAUAUAUAUAUUUUAUAUAUUAUAUUUUAUAUGGAUACGAGGGGUCUGCUAAAGGAGCUGGGACUAAAAAUAAAAAAAAUAAACAAGAUAACUAAUGUAAAACAUACUGUGUCCGUAAAAUGUACACAGGUUCAGAACUUUUGUGAAAACAUCACAGCACAGUUGAAAAAUAUAUGACAAAUAGAAAUCACAGAGUAGCUGAAGGGUGGGACUAAAAAAGGUAACUAAUGUAAAAUAUACUGUGUCCGUAAAAUCUAUAUAGGAUGCAUAAACUGGAUGUGUUGUUGUCCAUUCGUUUACUCCAAUUAGGGGAGGGGUUAGGGGAAAAUAACAAUACAUCAAAUAUUAAAUAUAUAUAUAUACAGUAUAUACAGUAUAUAUAUAUAUAUAUAUAUAUAUAUAUAUAUAUAUAUAUAUAUAUAUAUAUACAGUGGUGUGAAAAAGUGUUUGCCCCCUUCCUGAUUUCUUAUUUGUUUGCAUGUUUGUCACACUUAAAUGUUUCAGAUCAUCAAACAAAUUUAAGUAUUAGUCAAAGAUAACACAAGUAAACACUAAAUGCAGUUUUGAAAUGAAGGUUGUUAUUAUUAAGGGAAAACAAAAAUCCAAACCCACAUGGCCCUGUGUGAAGAAGUGAUUGCCCCCUACAACCUAAUAACUGGUUGGGCCACCCUUAGCAGCAACAACUGCAAUCAAGCGUUUGCGAUAACUUGCAAUGAGUCUUUUACAGCGCUGUGGAGGAAUUUUGGCCUGUUGGUAUGAUGUUCUUUUUCUGAAAUGCGGUGUUACUUUUACGCCAGAUGUAAUGGGACACACACCUUCCAAAAAGUUCAACUUUUGUCUCGUCAGUCCACAGAGUAUUUUCCCAAAGGUCUUGGGGAUCAUCAAGAUGUUUUCUGGCAAAAAUGAGACGAGCCUUAAUGUUAUUUUUGCUCAGCAGUGGUUUUCGUCUUGGAACUCUGCCAUGCAGGCCAUUUUUGCCCAGUCUCUUUCUUAUUGUGGAGUCAUGAACACUGACCUUAACUAAGGCAAGUGAGGCCAGCAGCUCUUUUGAUGUUGUUGUGGGGUCUUUUGUGACCUCUUGGAUGAGUCGUCGCUGCGCUCUUGGGGUAAUUUUGGUCGGCCGGCCACUCCUGGGAAGGUUCACCACUGUUCCAUGUUUUCGCCAUUUGUGGAUAAUGGCUCUCACUGUGGUUCGCUGGACACUAACAGCUUACAGACGGUAGGCAAUUAAGGUCACAGUUAUGAAAACCUAGGACACUAAAGAGGCCUUUCUACUGACUCUGAAAAACACCAAAAGAAAGAUGCCCAGGGUCCCUGCUAAUCUGCGUGAACGUGCCUUAGGCAUACUGCAAGGAGGCAUGAAGACUGCAGAUGUGGCCAGGGCAAUAAAUUGCAAUGUCUGUACUGUGAGAUGCCUAAGACAGCGCUACAGGGAGACAGGACGGACAGCUGAUCAUCCUCGCAGUGGCAGACCACGUGUAACAACACCUGCACAGGAUCGGUACAUCCGAACAUCACACCUGCGGAACAGGUACAGGAUGGCAACAACAACUGCCCGAGUUACAUCAGGAACGCACAAUCCCUCCAUCAGUGCUCAGACUGUCCGUAAUAGGCUGAGAGAGGCUGGACUGAAGGCUUGUAGGCCUGUUGUAAGGCAGGUCCUCACCAGACAUCACCGACAACAACGUCGCCUAUGGGCACAAACCCACAGUCGCUGGACCAGACAGGACUGGCAAAAAGUGCUCUUCACUGACGAGUCGCAGUUUUGUCUCACCAGGGGUGAUGGUCGGAUUCGCGUUUAUCGUCGAAGGAAUGAGCGUUACACCUGAGCCUGUACUCUGGAGCGGGAUCGAUUUGGAGAUGGAGGGUCCGUCAUGGUCUGGGGCGGUGUGUCACAGCAUCAUCGGACUGAGCUUGUUGUCACUGCAGGCAAUCUCAACGCUGUGCGUUACAGGGAAGACAUCCUCCUCCCUCAUGUGAUACCCUUCCUGCAGGCUCAUCCUGACAUGACCCUCCAGCAUGACAAUGCCACCAGCCAUACUGCUCGUUCUGUGUGUGAUUUCCUGCAAGACAGGAAUGUCAGUGUUCUGCCAUGGCCAGCGAAGAGCCAGGAUCUCAAUCCCAUUGAGCACGUCUGGGACCUGUAGGUUCAGAGGGUGAGGGCUAGGGCCAUUCCCCACAGAAAUGUCUGGGAACUUGCAGGUGCCUUGGUGGAAGAGUGGGGUAACAUCUCACAGCAAGAACUGGCAAAUCUGGUGCAGUCCAUGAGGAGGAGAUGCACUGCAGUACUUAAUGCAGCUGGUGGCCACACCAGAUACUGACUGUUACUUUUGAUUUUGACCCCCCCUUUGUUCAGGGACACAUUAUUCAAUGUCUGUUAGUUACAUGUCUGUGGAACUUGUUCAGUUUAUGUCUCAGUUGUUGAAUCUUGUUAUGUUCAUACAAAUAUUUACACAUUGCUGAAAAUAAACGCAGUUGACAGUGAGAGGAUGUUUAUUUCAGAAAAAAUAUAUGGGGGAUUGGAAAUUAUUCAGACAAUUACAUUGAGCCACAAUCUAUUUGCAAUAUUAAAGCUGAUCCACCUCCAAACAAAAAAGGACUAGUCUCUUUCAGAUGGAAUGCAGAGUCUAGAAACGUGAAAUGCGAGAAGGAUUCUAAUAAAAGGAAUGAUAUGUCAACGCUCUUCUCUCUCUCUCUCUGUAGAGUAUUCAGGAUGCCCUCCAGAGGGCGCUGUCCUCUCUACUUCAGACUUCACCUCACCGUCGAGUCGCCAUGGUUACCUUCAAUGACGAGGUAUUGAUUGAUUUAUUGAUAGAUUUUUUUUUUUUUUUAAAUAGAGCGAGUAGAGGUUUUGGAGGGAGGGAGGGAGGGAGGGAGGCUGAGGGGUAUAGUGAGAGGGAGGGAGGGAGGGAGGGAGCGAGGGAGCGAGGGAGGGAGGGAGGGAGGGAGGGAGGGAGGGAAACAGGUCCUGGUGUGACACAAAUCAUAUUUUUUUUAAUGUAUUUUCACUCAGCAGAAAUCAGCAAACUCUCACCUCUUGUUGUCAACACAGAGAGACGAAGAAGCUAAGGACUUUAUAGUUUUAAGAUUAUGACACAUCUCUCUUCCUUUUUGAUGUUCCAGACACAAGUUAUAAGAGCCACCACAUACCAAUGCUGGCAAUAAGACCGCACUCAAUGAGCUGUACAAGCAAACAGGAAAACGCUCAUCCAGAGGCAGCGCUCCUAGUGGCCGGGGACUUUAAUGCAGGGAAACUUAAAUCCGUUUUACCUCAUUUCUACCAGCAUGUUAAAUGUGCAACCAGAGGAAAAAAACUCUAGACCACCUUUACUCCACACACAGAGACGCAUAAAAAGCUCUUCCUCGCCCUCCAAUUGGCAAAUCUGACCAUAACUCUAUCCUCCUUGAUUCCUGCUUACAAGCAAAAACGAAAGCAUGAAGCACCAGUGACUCGGUCAAUAAAGAAGUGGUCAGAUGACACAGAUGCUAAGCUACAGGACUGUUUUGAAUAUGUUCCAGGAUUCUUCCGAUGGCAUUGAGGAGUACACCACAUCAGUAACUGGCUUCAUCAAAAUGUGCAUCGAUGACAUCAUCCCCACAGUGACCGUAUGUACCCCAACCAGAAGCCAUGGAUUACAGGCAACAUCCGCACUGAGCUAAAGGAUAGGGUGGCCACUUUCAAGGAGCGGGAUUCUAACCCGGACGCUUAUAAGAAAUCCCGCUAUCCCCUCCGACGAACCAUCAAACAGGCAAAGCGUCAAUACAGGACUAAGAUUGAAUUGUACUACACCGGCUCCGACGCUCAUUCGAUGUGGCAGGGCUUGCAAACUAUUACAGACUACAAAGGGAAGCACAGCCGCGAGCUGCCCAGUGACACGAGCCUACCAGACGAGCUAAAUUACUUCUAUGCUCGCUUCGAGGCAAGCAACACUGAAGCAUGCAUGAGAGCAUCAGCUGUUCCGGACGACUGUGUGAUCACGCUCUCCGUAGCCGAUGUGAGUAAGACCUUUAAACAGGUCAACAUUCACAAGUCCGCAGGGCCAGACGGAUUACCAGGACCUGUACUCCGAGCAUGCAGUGACCAACUGGCAAGUGUCUUCACUGACAUUUUCAACCUGUCCCUGACUGAGUCUGUAAUACCAACAUGUUUCAAGCAGACCACCAUAGUCCCCGUGCCCAAGAACACCAAGAUAACCUGCCUAAAUGACUACCGACCCGUAGCGCUCACGUAUGUAGUCAUGAAGUGCUUUGAAAGACUGGUCAUGGCUCACAUCAACACCAUUAUCCCAGAAACCCUAGACCCACUCCAAUUUGCAUACCACCCCAACAGAUCCAGAGAUGAUGCAAUCUCUAUUGCACUCCACACUGCCCUUUCCCACCUGGACAAGAGGAACACCUACGUGAGAAUGCUAUUCAUUGUCUACAGCUCAGCGUUCAACACCAUAGUACCCUCAAAGCUCAUCACUAAGCUAAGGACCCUGGGACUAAAUACCUCCCUCUGCAACUGGAUCCUAGACUUCCUGACGGGCCGCCCCCAGGUGGUAAGGGUAGGUAACAACACAUCUGCCACACUGAUCCUCAACACGGGGGUCCCUCAGGGGUGCGUGCUUAGUCCCCUCCUGUACUCCCUGUUCACCCAUGACUGCAUGGCCAGGCACGACUCCAACACCAUCAUUAAGUUUGCCAAUGACACAACAGUGGUAGGCCUGAUCACCGACAACGAUGAGACAGCCUAUAGGGAGGAGGUCAGAGACCUGGCCGUGUGGUGCCAGGAUAACAACCUCUCCCUCAACGUGAUCAAGACAAAGGAGAUGAUUGUGGACUACAGGAAAAGAAGAGGACCGAGGACCAUUCUCAUCGACGGGGCUGUAGUGGAACAGGUUGAGAGCUUCAAGUUCCUUGGUGUCCACAUCACCAACAAAUUAACAGGGUCCAAACACACCAAGACAGUCGUGAAGAGGGCACAACAAAGCCUAUUCCUCCUCAGGAGACUGAAAAGAUUUGGCAUGGGUCCUCAGAUCCUCAAAAAGUUAUACAGCUGCACCAUUGAGAGCAUCCUGACUGGUUGCAUCACUGCCUGGUAUGGCAACUGCUCGGCACUACAGAGGGUAGUGCGUACGGCCCAGUACAUCACUGGGGCCAAGCUUCCUGCCAUCCAGGACCUUCCUGCAAUCCAGGACCCACCCCCUCUUUUACACUGCUUCUACUCUCUGUUUAUUAUCUAUGCAUAGUCACUUUAACUCUACCUACAUGUACAUAUUACCUCGACUAACCUGUGCCCCCGCACAUUGACUCGGUACCGGUACCCCCUGUAUAUAGCCUCACUACUGUUAUUUUACUGCUGCUCUUUAAUUAUUUUGUAUUUUAUACUUAUCUAUUUUUUACUUAACACUUAUUUUUCUUAAAACUGCAUUGUUGGUUAAGGGCUUGUAAGUAAGCAUUUCACUGUAAGGUCUACACCUGCUGUAUUCGGCGCAUGUGACAAAUACACUUUGAUUUGAUUUGAUUUGAUUUCUGUAUAGACAGGAUUAUUUACAUAAUUUUGGCCAAUUUUAUUAAAUUGACUUUUGGGGAAGCUUAGGUUCCCAUAGCGUAUGUGUGUACCUACUAACCUGCCUACCUGUGUACCUACUAACCUGCCUACCUGUGUACCUACUAACCUGCCUACCUGUGUACCUACUAACCUGCCUACCUGUGUACCUACUAACCUGCCUACCUGUGUACCUACUAACCUGCCUACCUGUGUACCUACUAACCUGCCUACCUGUGUACCUACUAACCUGCCUACCUGUGUACCUACUAACCUGCCUACCUGUGUCCCUACUAACCUGCCUACCUGUGUACCUACUAACCUGCCUACCUGUGUCCCUACUAACAUGUGUACCUACUAGCCUGCCUACCUGUGUACCUACUAACCUGCCUACCUGUGUACCUACUAACCUGCCUACCUGUGUACCUACUAACCUGUGUACCUACUAACCUGCCUACCUGUGUACCUACUAAACUGUCUACCUGUGUACCUACUAACCUGCCUACCUGUGUCCCUACUAACCUGCCUACCUGUGUACCUACUAACCUGCCUACCUGUGUCCCUACUAACAUGUGUCCCUACUAACCUGUGUACCUACUAACCUGCCUACCUGUGUCCCUACUAACCUGCCUACCUGUGUACCUACUAACCUGCCUACCUGUGUACCUACUAGCCUGCCUACCUGUGUCCCUACUAACAUGUGUACCUACUAGCCUGCCUACCUGUGUACCUACUAACCUGCCUACCUGUGUACCUACUAACCUGCUUACCUGUGUCCCUACUAACCUGCCUACCUGUGUACCUACUAACCUGCCUACCUGUGUACCUACUAACCUGCCUACCUGUGUACCUACUAACCUGCCUACCUGUGUACCUACUAACCUGCCUACCUGUGUACCUACUAACCUGUGUACCUGUGUACCUACUAACCUGCCUACCUGUGUCCCUACUAACCUGCCUACCUGUGUCCCUACUAACCUGCCUACCUGUGUCCCUACUAACCUGCCUACCUGUGUCCCUACUAACCUGCCUACCUGUGUCCCUACUAACCUGUAUCCCUACUAACCUGCCUACCUGUGUCCCUACUAACCUGCCUACCUGUGUCCCUACUAACCUGCCUACCUGUGUACCUGUUGCAUCUUUUCUUGAUUGUUAUGAUAAUUCUUCCUCCCUCUCUCUCUCUCUCUCCCGUCCCUCCCCUCCCUCCCUCUCUCCCUCUCUCUCUCUAGGUAGUAGUGUAUGGUGAUGGUUCAGGUGUACCAGUCUCUCUGAGGGACUGGGCUCUAGUUGAUUAUGACUACUUGAGACAACAGGGUCAACAGUACAACACUCCACACUGUAUAGCAGAGAGCUACCAACACCUCUCACUGAGAGUCAAAGAGUGAGUCUGUCUGUCUGUCUGUCUGUCUGUCUGUCUGUCUGUCUGUCUGUCUGUCUGUCUGUCUGUCUGUCUGUCUGUCUGUCUGUCUGUCUGUCUGUCUGUCUGUCUGUCUGUCUGUCUGUCUGUCUGUCUGUCUGUCUGUCUGUCUGUCUGUCUGUCUGUCUGGCUGGCUGGCUGGCUGGCUGGCUGGCUGGCUGUCUGUCUGUCUGUCUGUCUGUCUGGCUGGCUGGCUGGCUGGCUGGCUGGCUGGCUGGUUGGCUGGCUGGCUGGCUGGCUGGCUGGUUCGCUGUCCGUCCAUCCACAUUGGUUUCUCUGGCUGGCUGUCUGUCUGGCUGUUUGUUCGUCUGGCUGGUUGACUGCCUGCCUGUCUGUCCAUCUGUAUGUCUUAUUAAAACUAUAUCUCUCUCUCCCCUUUCCAACUCUCUCUCUCUCCCCUGUCUCUUUCUCUCCCCACUCUAUCCUCCCUCCAUCUCUCCAGGUUGCGUGAACACGGGGCUACAGCGUUGGGUCCUGCAGCCUUGGUCUCCGUUGCCAUGGCGUCUCGAUUCGUGGGGUCAAAGGUCAGUCAAAGCUGAGCGUUCCAUCCAACAGCAGUGCACUUCCUGUAUCACAGCCAAUCAGAUGCCUCGUUGAAAUUCUGACAGCCUAUCAGACACCAUGUCUCAUUUCUGUCUGUUUGUCAUUGUUAUGACCAGUUAUAACCGCUCAGUGUUCUGUGUUCUGUGAUUGGUUGACCUCUAGGUGAUCUUGUGUACAGACGGGCGAGCUAACAUCGGAUUGGGUGAGAUGGAGGAGAGCCCCGCCCCUUUCUCCUCCCCCCAGUCACCUUACUUCUACAGACAGCUAGCCAACGAGGCAGCUAACAGCGGGUUAGUGUACCCCCUAACUAGCCCACGAGGCAGCUAACAGCGGGUUAGUGUACCCCCUAACUAGCCCAGGAGGUAGCUAACAGAGGGUUAGUACCCCCUAACUAGCCCAGGUGGUAGGUAACAGAGGGUUAGUACCCCCUAACUAGCCCAGGUGGUAGGUAACAGAGGGUUAGUACCCCAUAACUAGCCCAGGAGGUAGCUAACAGAGGGUUAGUACCCCCUAACUAGCCCAGGAGGUAGCUAACAGAGGGUUAGUACCCCCUAACUAGCCCAGGAGGCAGCUAACAGAGGGUUAGUACCCCCUAACUAGCCCAGGAGGUAGCUAACAGAGGGUUAGUGUACCCCAUAACUAGCCCAGGAGGUAGCUAACAGAGGGUUAGUACCCCAUAACUAGCCCAGGUGGUAGCUAACAGAGGGUUAGUGUACCCCCUAACUAGCCCAGGAGGCAGCUAACAGAGGGUUAGUACCCCCUAACUAGCCCAGGAGGCAGCUAACAGAGGGUUAGUACCCCCUAACUAGCCCAGGAGGUAGCUAACAGAGGGUUAGUGUACCCAAUAACUAGCCCAGGAGGUAGCUAACAGAGGGUUAGUGUACCCCAUAACUAGCCCAGGAGGCAGCUAACAGAGGGUUAGUGUACCCCCUAACUAGCCCAGGAGGUAGCUAACAGAGGGUUAGUGUACCCCAUAACUAGCCCAGGAGGUAGCUAACAAAGGGUUAGUACCCCCUAACUAGCCCAGGAGGUAGCUAACAGAGGGUUAGUACCCCAUAACUAGCCCAGGAGGCAGCUAACAGAGGGUUAGUACCCCAUAACUAGCCCAGGAGGCAGCUAACAGAGGGUUAGUGUACCCCAUAACUAGCCCAGGAGGUAGCUAACAGAGGGUUAGUACCCCCUAACUAGCCCAGGAGGUAGCUAACAGAGGGUUAGUACCCCCUAACUAGCCCAGGAGGCAGCUAACAGAGGGUUAGUACCCCCUAACUAGCCCAGGUGGUAGCUAACAGAGGGUUAGUACCCCCUAACUAGCCCAGGAGGUAGCUAACAGAGGGUUAGUGUACCCCAUAACUAGCCCAGGUGGUAGAUAACAGAGGGUUAAUACCCCCUAACUAGCCCAGGAGGCAGCUAACAGAGGGUUAAUACCCCCUAACUAGCCCAGGAGGCAGCUAACAGAGGGUUAGUACCCCCUAACUAGCCCAGGAGGUAGCUAACGAGGUUAGACCCCUAACUGCCAGGAGUAGCUACGGGGUUAGUACCCCCCCCUAACUAGGCCCUAGAGUGUAGCUACAGAGGUAGUACCCCUAACUAGCCAGGAGGUAGCUAACAAGGGUUAGUACCCCCUAACUACCCAGGAGGUAGCUAACAGAGGUUGUACCCCCUACACUAAGCCAGAGUGCUAACAGAGGUUAGUACCCCCUCUACCCAGAGGUAGCUAACAAGGGUGUACCCCCUAACUAGCCAGGAGUCAUCUAACAGGGGUUAGACCCCCUACUAGCCCAGGAGCCGUAACAAGGGUUAGUACCCCCGUAACUAGCCUCAGGAAGCUAACAGAGGGUAGUACCCCCUAACUGCCCAGGAGGUAGCCUAACAGAGGGUUAGUACCCCCUAACUAGCCCAGGUGGUAGCUAACAGAGGGUUAGUGUACCCCCAAAAACCUCAAUGCACCCCCAAACAUCCAUGCCAAAUAGCUUAUCACAAAAACUCCUCAAAACCUUUAAGGAAUGGUGGUUGACGGUGUAUUAUUUCACUCUGCAGGGUGAUGAUUGAUCUGUCAUGUAUUUUCUGUUUCUGCAGCGUGAUAGUUUCAGUGAUGACCUUUGAGGGAACAGACUGCAGGUUGGCUGAGGUGGGGCUUCUGGCUGACCAGACUGGAGGAAGGGUGAGAGACACACACCUGAACCCAGUCUUCUCCAUUAACACACACCUGAACCCAGUCUUCUCCAUUAACACACACCUGAACCCAGUCUUCUCCCAUUAACACACAACCUGAACCCAGUCUUUCUCCAUUAACACACACCUGAACCCAGUCUUAUCCAUUAACACACACCUGAACCCAGCUUUUCUCCAUUAACACACACCUGAACCCAGUCUUCUCCAUUAACACACACCCUGAACCCAGUCUCUCCAUUAACACACACCUGAACCCAGUCUUCUCCAUUAACACACACCUGAACCCAGUCUUCUCCAUUAAACCAACCUGAACCCAGUCUUCUCCAUUAACACACACCUGAACCCAGUCUUCUCCAUUAACACACACCUGAACCAGUCUUUCUCCAUUAACACACACCUGAACCCAGUCUUCUCCAUAACACACACCUGAACCCCAGUCUUUCUCCAUUAACACACACCUGAACCCAGUCUUCUCCAUUGACACACACCACCUGAACCCAGUCUUCUCCAUUAACACACACCUGAACCCAGUCUUCUCCAUGAACACACCUGAACCCAGUCUUCUCCAUUAACACACACCUGAACCCAGUCUUCUCCAUUAACACACACCUGAACCCAGUCUUCUCCAUUAACACACACCUGAACCCAGUCUUCUCCAUUAACACACACCUGAACCCAGUCUUCUCCAUUAACACACACCUGAACCCAGUCUUCUCCAUUAACACACACCUGAAACCCAGUCUUCUCCAUUAACACACACCUGAACCCAGUCUUCUCCAUUAACACACACCUGAACCCAGUCUUCUCCAUUAACACACACCUGAACCCAGUCUUCUCAUUAACACACACCUGAACCCAGUCUUCUCCAUUAACACACACCUGAACCCAGUCUUCUCCAUUAACACACACCUGAACCCAGUCUUCUCCAUUAACACACACCUGAACCCAGUCUUCUCCAUGAACACACACCUGAACCCAGUCUUCUCCAUUAACACACACCUGAACCCAGUCUUCUCCAUGAACACACACCUGAACCCAGUCCCUUCUCCAUUAACACACACCUGAACCCAGUCUUCUCCAUUUACACACCUGAAACCCAGUCUUCUCCAUUAACACACACCUGAACCCAGUCUUCUCCAUUAACACACACCUCAACCCAGUCUUCUCCAUUAACACACACACUGAACCCAGUCUUCUCCAUUGACACACACCUGAACCAGUUCUUCUCCAUUGACACACACCUGAACCAGUCUUCUCCAUUAACACCACUGAACCCAGUCUUCUCCAUUAACACACACCUGUGAACCCAUUAUUCUCCAUUAACACACACCUGAAACCCAGUCUUCUCCAUUAACACACACCUGAACCCAUAUUCUCCAUUAACACACACCUGAACCCAAGUCUUCUUCCAUUAACACACACCUGAACCCAGUCUUCUCCAUUAACACACCACCUGAACCCAGUCUUCUCCAUUAACACAACACCUGAACCCAGUCUUCUCCAUUAACACACACCUGAACCCAGUCUUCUCCAUUAACACACACCUGAACCCAGUCUUCUCCAUUAACACACACCUGAACCCAGUCUUCUCCAUUAACACACACCUGAACCCAGUCUUCUCCAUUAACACACACCUGAACCCAGUCUUCUCCAUUAACACACACCUGAACCCAGUCUCUCCAUAAACACCACCUGAACCCAGUCUUCUCCAUGAACCACACCUGAACCCAGUUUCUCCAUUAACACACACCUGACCCAGUCUUCUCCAUUGACACACACACCUGAACCAGUCUUCUCCAUUGACACACACCUGAACCCAGUCUUCUCCAUUAACACACACCUGAACCAGUCUUCUCCAUUAACACACACUGAACCCAGUAUUCUCCAUUAAACACCACACCUGAACCCAGUAUUCUCCAUUAACACACACCUGAACCCAGUCUUCUCCAUUAACACACACCUGAACCCAGUCUUCUCCAUUAACACACACCUGAACCCAGUCUUCUCCAUUAACACACACCUGAACCCAGUCUUCUCCAUUAACACACACCUGAACCCAGUCUUUUCCAUAACACACACCUGAACCCAGUCUUCUCCAUUAACACACACCUGAACCCAGUCUUCUCCAUUAACACACACCUGAACCCAGUCUUCUCACAUUAACACACACCUGAACCCAGUCUUCUCCAUGAACACACACUGAACCCAGUCUUCUCCAUGAACACCACACCUGAACCACCGAUAACACCCUGAACCCAGUCUUCCAUAAACACACCUGAACCCAGUCUUCUCCAUUAACACACACCUGAACCCAGUCUUCUCCAUGAACACACACCUGAACCCAGUCUUCUCCAUGAACACACACCUGAACCCAGUCUUCUCCAUGAACACACACCUGAACCCAGUCUUCUCCAUGAACACACACCUGAACCCAGUCUUCUCCAUGAACACACCUGAACCCAGUCUUCUCCAUGAACACACACCUGAACCCAGUCUUCUCCCAUGAACACACACACCUGAACCCAGUCUUCUCCAUGAACACACACCUGAACCCAGUCUUCUCCAUUGAACACACACCUGAACCAGUUUUCCUUAACACACACCUGACCAUCUUCUCCAUAACCACACACUGAACCCAGUCUUCUCCAUUAACACACACCUGAACCCAGUCUUCUCCAUUAACACACACCUGACCCAGUCUUCUCCAUUAACACACACCUGAACCAGUCUUCUCCAUUAACACACACCCUGAACCCAGUCUUCUCCAUUAACACACACCUGAACCCAGUCUUCUCCAUUAACACACACCUGAACCCCAGUCUUCUCCAUUAACAACACACCUGAACCCGUCUUCUCCAUUAACACACACCUGAACCCAGUCUUCUCCAUUAACACACACCUGAACCCAGUCUUCUCCAUGAACACACACCUGAACCCAGUCUUCUCAUGAACACACACCUGAACCCAGUCUUCUCCAUUAACACAACACCUGAACCCAGUCUUCUCCAUUAACACACCUGACCCAGUCUUCUCCAUUAACACACACCUGAACCCAGUCUUCUCAUUAACACACACCUGAACCCAGUCUUCUCCAUUAACACACACCUGAACCCCAGUGCUUCUCCAUUAAACUACACCUGAACCCAGUCUUCUCCAUUAACAACACCCUGAACCCAGUCCUUCUCCAUUAACACACACCUGACCCGUCUUCUCCAUUAACACACACCUUUUUUUUUGUAUUUAUACUAUAUAGCUCAGGGGGGCAAUUUUGAUGGGGAUGGGGGCCAUAAAAUAUGUCAUUUCUAAUUUCAUGCAAUUCUACCCAUUUUGCCAUCAGCCAGAGAUAAAAACUUUGGGAUUUUUAAAAACUAUUUUCAUGCAAUUCUACACAUGUUCAUUAUGUAGAGAGCCGCAGGCCGGCAGUUGCCAGAUAUAGCUCAUUCAACUACCUUCUCUCUCUCUCUCUCUCCUCCUGUCUCUCUCUCCUCCUCCUCCUGUCACCCUCCUCCUCCUCCUGUCGCCCUCCUCCUCCUCUUCCUCCUGUCGCUCUCCUCCUCCUCCUUCUCCUGUCUCUCUCCUCCUCCUCCUCCUCCUCCUCCUGUCGCCCUCCUCCUCCUCUUCCUCUGUCUCUCUCUCUCCUCCUCCUCCUCCUCCUGUCACCCUCCUCCUCCUCUUCCUCCUGUCGCUCUCCUCCUCCUCCUUCUCCUGUCUCUCUUCUCCUCCUCCUGUCUCUCUCUUCCUCUUCCUCCUCCUCCUCCUCUCUCCUCCUCUCCUCUUUCACCUGAACAGGUGAACAUAGUAAACAUUGGUACCGUAGCAACAGAGAUCCAGUCAGCUCUGGCCGACAACAUCUUAGCAACGAGUGUCACGGCAACAUUACUAGCAGCUGACGGCAUGUGAGUAUGACUUCUUUCAGGGUGAAGUAUCACACAGAUACACACCUUGUCUGGAUUUCACUCACUAACUCAAUGCUCUCAAGUCAGCCACGAAAACAGUUGUCAUCCUUCUCUCUGUCCCCCCCAGGUAUUUUCCCUAUGAGGAGUGUAACCACCGCCUAGUAAGGGAGAUAGGUAACGUAACAGAAGGCGUAGAGAUCACCUUUCAGUUCGCCUGCAAGCCUGAUAGCACGGAGAGUGAGUGAACACACACACACACACACACACACACACACACACACCUAGAUUCACACACGAACACACACACACACCUAGAUUCACACGAACACACCACACACACACACCUAGAUUCACACACGAACACACACACACACCUAGAUUCACACGAACACACACACACACACACCUAGAUUCACACUCAAACACACACAUGCACUGAUGCACGCACGCACAAACACACACACACACAAACACAAUCACACACACACACACACACACGAACACGCAUACCCUCUCCCAGGAUUCCCUAAGGGGUCACUUUAUGUGUGUUUGUGUGAGUGUGUGUGGAUGUGUGUGUGCAUGUUGUGUGUGUGUGGUUUGGGUGUGCAUGGUGUGUGUGUGUGUGUGUGGGUUCUUGUGUGUGCAUGCGUGUGUGUGGGUGUGUGUUGUGCGUGUGUGGGUGUGCAUGUGUGUGUGUGUGUGUUGUGUGUGUGUGUGUGUGGUGUGUGUGUGUGUUGUGUGUGUGUGUGGUGCGUGUGUGUGUGCGUGUGUGUGGCAAUGAGUGUGUUGUGUGUGUGUGUGCGUGUGUGUGCAUGCGUGUGUGUGUGUGUGCAUGUGUUGUGCAUGAGUGUGUAUGUGUGUGUGUGCGUGUGUGUGCAUGUUGUGUGUGUGUGUGUGUGCGUGUGCAUGCGUGGUGGCGUGUGCAUGCGUGUGUGUGCAUGCGUAUGUGUGUGUGGUGUGUGUGUGUGCGUGUGUGUGCAUGCGUAUGUGUGUGUGUGUUGUGUGUGUGUGUGUGUGUGUGUGUGUGUCUGUGUGUGUGUGCAUGCGUGUGUGUGUGUGUGUGUGUGUGUGUCUGUGUGUGUGUGUCUGUGUGUGUGUGCAUGCGUGUGUGUGUGUGUGUGUUGUACAGGUUUCAUGCGUAGAGACAGACUACCGUUCCAGCUACAGUUGUCCUUCAUCACCAGAGAUCAACAGAAAGUAACACGCAUCAUCACCGAACAGAGACGGGUUACUACCAGCAGGUGAAACACACAGACACACACACACACACACACACACACAACACACACAGACAGACAGACAUGCACACACACACACACACACACACACACACACACACAGACACACACACACACACAGACACACAGACACACACACACAGACAGACAGACAGACAGACAGACAGACAGACAGACAGACAGACAGACAGACAGACAGACACACACACACACACACACACACACACACACACACACACCGACAGACAUGCACACACACACACCACACCGCGCACACACGCGCACACACGCGCACACACACACACACACACACGCCAUGCACACACACACAGACACACACACACCAACACACACACACACACACACACACACACACAGACAGACAGACAGACAGACAGACAUGCACACACACGCACACAUGCGCUACACACACGCAUGCGCACACACCACAACACACACACAGCCAUGCACACACACGCACACACACGCACACAUACUAAAGCACCCCCACCCCCCCCCCCCCAUCGCUCUCUCCCCCUGUCCCCUUCUCUCUGUCUCUCUAGCUGGCUGUGGGCAGGCAGUCUGAACAUGUCAGUGUUAGGGGUCCACUGUGCCCAGCUGGUUGCCAGGUUAACUAUGAAGGGAAGAGUCCACGAGGCACAGAGACAACUCAGAGCACAGCAAGACCUGCUCAAAGACAUCAGGUAGGGGUGUGUGUGUGUGUGUGUGUGUGUGUGUGUGUGUGUGUGUGUGUGUGUUAACCCUAUAACCUCUUGUCUCCAGUGAGCAGAGGCCCAACCCAAAGGAGGAGAGCAUCUAUGGAAACUGGAUCAAUACCAUGACAACCAUCUGUGAUGAUCUCACCACAGACUCCCAGGUAGUCUAUCUAUCUAUCUAUCUAUCUAUCUAUCUAUCUAUCUAUCUAUCUAUCUAUCUAUCUAUCAUAUCUAUCUAUCUAUCUAUCUAUCUAUCUGUCUGUCUGUCUGUCUGUCUGUCUGUCUGUCUGUCUGUCUGUCUGUCUGUCUGUCUGUCUGUCUGUCUGUCGUCUAAAGGCCCAGUGCAGUCAAAAACCGUGAUUUUCCUGUGUUUUAUAUAUAUUUCCACACUAUGAGGUUGGAAUAAUACUUUGAAAUUGUGAAAAAUAUGAUAAUGCCCCUUUAGUGUAAGAGCUGUUUGAAAAGAACGCCUGAAAUUUCAGCCUGUUUUGUUGGGAUGCAGUUUUGGUCUGCCUGGUGACAUCACCACGCGGUAAAUUAGUUAAAUCAAAUCAAUCAAUUGUAUUGGUCACAUACACAUAUUUAGCAGAUGUUAUUGCGGGUGUAGCGAAAUGCUUGUGUUCCCAGCUCCAACAGUGCAGUAGUAUCUAACAAUUCACAACAAUCCACACAAAUCUAAAAGUAAAAGAAUGGAAUUAAGAAAUAUAGAAAUAUUAGGACGAGCAAUGUCGGAGUGGCAUUGACUAAAAUACAGUAGAAUAGAAUACAAUAUAUAAAUAUGAAAUGAGUAAAGCAGUAUGUAAACAUUAUUAAAGUGACUAGUGUUCCAUUAUUAAAGUGACCAAUGAUUCCAUGUCUAUGUAUACAGGGCAGCAGCCUCUAAGGUGUAGGGUUGAGUAACUGGGUGGUAGCCAGCUAUUGAUGGCUAUUUAACAGUCUGAUGGCCUUGAGAUAGAAGAUGUUUUUCAUUCUCUCGGUCCCAGCUUUGAUGUACCUGUACUGACCCCGCCUUCUGGAUGAUAGCGGGGUGAACAGGCAGUGGCUCGGGUGGUUGAUGUCCUUGAUGAUCUUUUUGGCCUUCCUGUGACAUCAGGUGCUGUAGGUGUCCUGGAGGGCAGGCAGUUUGCCCCCGGUGAUGCGUUGGGCAGACCGCACCACCCUCUGGAGAGCCCUGCGGUUGCGGGCGGUGCAGUUGCCAUACCAUGCGGUGAUACAGCCCGACAGGAUGCUUUCAAUUGUGCAUCUGUAAAAGUUUGUGAGGGUCUUAGGGGCCAAGCCACAUUUCUUCAGCCUCCUGAGGUUGAAGAGGUGCUCUUGCGCCUUCUUCACCACACUGUCUGUCUGGGUGGAUGAUUUGAGGAAGUCCAGGACCCAGUUGCACAGGGCGGGGUUCAGACCCAGGGCCUCGAGCUUAAUGAUGAGCUUGGAGGGUACUAUGGUGUUGAACGCUGAGCUAUAGUCAAUGAACAGCAUUCUUACAUAGGUAUUCCUCUUGUCCAGAUGGGAUAGGGCAGUGUGCAGUGCGAUGGCGAUUGCUUCGUCUGUGGAUGUAUUGGGGCGGUGUGCAAAUUGAAGUGGGUCUAGGGUGUCAGGUAAGGUGGAGUGUCACGAUCGUCGUAGGAGUGAGUAGACCAAUGCGCAGCGUGUUGAGCGAACAUCAUACUUUAUUAUAUUAAAGCACAAAAACCAAAACAAUAAACGACUCGUGAAGUCCACGGUGACAAAGACCGACAAGGAACAAAAACCCACAAACACAAAGUGAAACACAGACAGUUAAAUAUGGCUCCCAAUCAGAGACAACCAGCACACAGCUGACACUCGUUGCCUCUGAUUGGGAGUCACUCAGUUAAACAUAGAAAUACACAACCUAGAACACCCAACAAAGAAACAGAACACAUAGAAUGAACACACCCUGGCUCAACAUAAUGAGUCCCAGAGCCAGGGUGUGACAGUACCCCCCCCCCUAAAGGCGCGGACUGCGACCGCGCCUCAACAAAACCCAAACAGGGAAGGGCUGGGUGGGCAUUCCUCCUCGGAGGCGGCUCCGGCUCCGGGCUUGACCACCACCCUUCCAUAAUUCCCCCGUAGCGCCCCUGGUCCGGUCUGACCCCGCUGGCUGGAUCUGGACUGGACAUCGACGGAGCGGAUUGCUUACGCUCCGUUGUGGAGCAGCUGACCGGUACCUGAUCAGGCACCGGACUGACGACGCGCACCCCUGGCUUGGCGCGUGAGGCAGGAACGGACCGGACCUGGCUGACGAUGCGCCCCCCUGGCUUGGUGCGUGGAGCAGCAACGGACCAGACCGGGCUGACGAUACGCACCCCUGGCUUGGUGCGUGUAGCCGGAAGGGGCCUCACCGGACUGACGACUCGCACCCUUGGCUUGGUGCGUGGAGCAGCGACGGGCCGGACCUGGCUGACGACUCGCACCCCGGGCUUGGUGCGAGUAGCAGGAACGGGCUGAACCAGGCUGACGACUCGCACCCCUGACUUGGUGCGAGUGGCAGGAACAGGCUGGACCAGGCUGACGACUCGCACCCCUGGCUUGGUGCGAGUGGCAGGAACGGGCUGGACCAGGCUGACGACGCACACCAUAGGCUUGGUGCGUGGAGCAGGGACAGGCCGGGCUGGGCUGGCGACGCACACCGUAGGCUUGGUGCGUGGAGCAGGGACAGGCCGGGCUGGGCUGGCGACGCACACCGUAGGCUUGGUGCGUGGAGCAGGAACAGGCCGGGCUGGGCUGUCGACGCACACCGUAGGCUUGGUGCGUGGAGCAGGAACAGACCGGGCAGGGCUGGCGACGCACACCGUAGGCUUGGUGCGUGGAGCAGGAACAGGCCGGGCAGGGCUGGCGACGCACACCGUAGGCUUGGUGCGUGGAGCAGAAAACAGGCCGGGCAGGGCUGGCGACGCACAACGUUAGGCUUGGUGCGUGGAGCAGGAACAGGCCGGGCUGGGCUGGCGACGCACACCGUAGGCUUGGUGCGUGGAGCAGGGACAGGCUGGGCUGGGCUGGCGACGCACACCGUAGGCUUGGUGCGUGGAGCAGGGACAGGCCGGACUGGGCUGGCGACGCACACCGUAGGCUUGGUGCGUGGAGCAGGAACAGGCCGGACUGGGCUAUGGAGACGGAUAGGAGACCUGGAGUGAAGAGCUGCCACAACCCAUCCUGGCUGAAUGCCUACCUUCACACACUCUGUGUGAGGCAUCAGCACAGGACGUACAGGGCUGUGUACCCGUACUGGCAUAACAGCACGUGACACUGGCGCAGGAUAUCCGGGACAGAGGAGAGGCACUGGAGGCCACGAGCGCUGAGCCGGCACACUCCGUCCUGGCUGCAUGCCCACCUUCGCACAACACGUGCGGGGUGCUCGCACAGGACGUACCGGACUAUGCCGGACCACUCGUGGCACAGUGCGCAGCUCCGCAUACCGCGGAACCUGCCCAGUCUCAUGCUGCCAUGCCUGAGUACGGGGAGUUGGCUCUGCUCUCCAUCCAGGCUCUGCCAACCUGCCUUCUGGCCCCCAAAACCCGGUGGCCUCCUCUCCUAAUCUCCCAAUUCGCCCUGUGGCAGCCUCCUGCUGCCCAGUCGCCCAUGCCGUGUGCCCCCCCUAAAAAUUUAUUGGGGGUGCCUCUCGUCCUUCCGACGAUGGCACUGCUGACGCCGCUGCUCCUCUCUCGCCAGGGCCUUAAUCCUACCCCAAGGUCCCUUGCCCCCGAGCAUGUCCUCCCAGGACCACGAUUUGCCACCUGGGCCAUCGCCAGCCUCUCCAUCUCCUUUCCUGGCGCUUCCUCCCAUGACCAGGCUGCCUGCUCCUGGACACGCUGCUUGGUCCUUUUACGGUGGGUUUUUCUGUCACGAUCGUCGUAGGAGUGAGUAGACCAAUGCGCAGCGUGUUGAGCGAACAUCAUACUUUAUUAUAUUAAAGCACAAAAACCAAAACAAUAAACGACUCGUGAAGUCCACGGUGACAAAGACCGACAAGGAACAAAAACCCACAAACACAAAGUGAAACACAGACAGUUAAAUAUGGCUCCCAAUCAGAGACAACCAGCACACAGCUGACACUCGUUGCCUCUGAUUGGGAGUCACUCAGUUAAACAUAGAAAUACACAACCUAGAACACCCAACAAAGAAACAGAACACAUAGAAUGAACACACCCUGGCUCAACAUAAUGAGUCCCAGAGCCAGGGUGUGACAUGGAGGCGAUAUGAUCCUUGUGGAACUGACAGCGUUUUAACUACGUUACAGAUAUGAAACAAACAGACAAUCAUAAUAUCAGUAAAAAAAAUAUCACAUUCCCAGUUUAUGCUACAAAACCAACUUUAAAAAAAUUGGUUCUAUUUGACUCAACAUUCAAUGACGUACAGUAAGACGUUGUUGGCAGAAUAGAUUGAUGCAGUUCAAUGCAUGAUUAAUAUAAUUCACCAAUCCAUUUCUUGGUAGUCCAAAAAAUAUUGCUAUCAGGUUGUAAAUCACCGCUGGACUGGUACAUUGUUUGCUGCCUCCAUUCGGGAUGCACUGUUUCAGUUUCAAUGACUCAAUAUUCUGGGCAAAAACGGACGAAUGUACUAAGGCUGGGAAUGUCAAUACAAUCAAACUAGCAAGGGCAAUGAUCAGUCAGUCAUAACGUGGCUAAUAGGCUAGCAUAUCUAUUUAUGUAAGAACCUAAAAACACAGAGCCUAACGUUGACUAGAUAGCUAGCUAGCUAGCUGCUAGGAGGAUGUCAUGUCAUGCCAUUGGAGGAGGUGAGUGACUUUUUCCCCUCAUAUGGUUUUCGGUGGCUAUACACAGCUAGAGAUGCAGGUGUCAUUUGGUCAGCUAGCGAGAACUUGAAUGACUGUUAUUUAGUUAGCAUAUCUAUAGCGUUUGCAAAUUCACUCUGGCUAUCUACUCCGAUUUCAGAGCACUCUCGUCUGAGUGUGCCAGAGUGCAGAAUAAUUGAUGAAUUUAUGAACGCGCUAGAUAUAACCGGUGUCAGUAAACGUAGACAAAAAAAGUAAUAGUUAGUCAAGAAUGUUCAGCCUAACCAGCUCUGCUACGGCGAGUAAAAUGGUCAAGGUGAGGUGUUCUCUCAUUUGUGUCUGGAAGUAGCUAGCUAGCAAGCUAGUCAACUUUAGCCAGUUAGCUUGGGUUCUUGGUUGGGACCAGCGUGCAUUGGCAGGCAAGCUGCAAAAGGACGGGCAGGCUACAAUUCCUCAUCGUUUAUCAGUGCAAUUUUGACGGCCAACUAACUGGAAAAAAGAUUGAGAGGGUUUAUCUAAUGUUCCUUCGUUAGAUUUGAGGUCAUCUUGCUCUGGCUAGCAUUAGUUGUUGAUCUUGUUGUUGUUGAUGUGCAUAACUGAGAGAGAGAGAGCCUACCUACAGUGGGGGAAAAAAGUAUUUAGUCAGCCACCAAUUGUGCAAGUUCUCCCACUUAAAAAGAUGAGAGAGGCCUGUAAUUUUCAUCAUAGGUACACGUCAACUAUGACAGACAAAUUGAGAAAAAAAUAUCCAGAAAAUCACAUUGUAGGAUUUUUAAUGAAUUUAUUUGCAAAUUAUGGUGGAAAAUAACUAUUUGGUCACCUACAAACAAGCAAGAUUUCUGGCUCUCACAAACCUGUUACUUAUUAUUUAAGAGGCUCCUCUGUCCUCCACUCGUUACCUGUAUUAAUGGGCACCUGUUUGAACUUGUUAUCAGUAUAAAAGACACCUGUCCACAACCUCAAAUAGUCAUACUCCAAACUCCACUAUGGCCAAGACCAAAGAGCUGUCAAAGGACACCAGAAACAAAAUUUUAGACCUGCACCAGGCUGGGAAGACUGAAUCUGCAAUAGGUAAGCAGCUUGGUUUGAAGAAAUCAACUGUGGGAGCAAUUAUUAGGAAAUGGAAGACAUACAAGACCACUGAUAUGCUCCCUAGAUCUGGGGCUCCACGCAAGAUCUCACCCCGUGGGGUCAAAAUGAUCACAAGAACGGUGAGCAAAAAUCCCAGAACCACACGGGGGGACCUAGUGAAUGACCUGCAGAGAGCUGGGACCAAAGUAACAAAGCCUACCAUCAGUAACACACUAAGCCGCCAGGGACUCAAAUCCUGCAGUGACAGAUGUGUCCCCCUGCUUAAGCCAGUACAUGUCCAGGCCCGUCUGAAGUUUGCUAGAGUGCAUUUGGAUGAUCCAGAAGAGGAUUGGGAGAAUGUCAUAUGGUCAGAUGAAACCAAAAUAUAACUUUUUGGUAAAAACUCAACUCUUCGUGUUUGGAGGACAAAUAAUGCUGAGUUGCAUCCAAAGAACACCAUACCUACUGUGAAGCAUGGGGGUGGAAACAUCAUGCUUUGGGGCUGUUUUUAAGCAAAGGGACCAGGACGACUGAUCCGUGUAAAGGAAAAGAAUGAAUGGGGCCAUGUAUCGUGAGAUUUUGAGUGAAAAACCUCCUUCCAUCAGCAAGGACAUUGAAGAUGAAACUUGGCUGGGUCUUUCAGCAUGACAAUGAUCCCAAACACACCGCCCGGGCAACGAAGGAGUGGCUUCGUAAGAAGCAUUUCAAGGUCCUGGAGUGGCCUAGCCAGUCUCCAGAUCUCAACCCCAUAGAAAAUAUUUGGAGGGAGUUGAAAGCCCCAAAACAUCACUGCUCUAGAGGAGGUCUGCAUGGAGGAAUGGGCCAAAAUACCAGCAACAGUGUGUGAAAACCUUGUGAAGAAUUACAGAAAACGUUUGACCUGUGUCAUUGCCAACAAAGGGUAUAUAACAAAGUAUUGAGAAACUUUUGUUUUUGACCAAAUACUUAUUCUCCACCAAAAUCUACAAUGUGAUUUUCUGGAUUUUUUUUUCUCAUUUUGUCUGUCAUAGUUGACGUGUACCUAUGAUGAAAAUUACAGGCAUCUCUCAUCUUUUUAAGUGGGAGAACUUGCACAAUUGGUGGCUGACUAAAUACUUUUUUUCCCCACUGUAUUCAUGGUUGUUUGAUCAAUAGUACUCUAAAGUUCCCAAAUAUAAGAGGACUCCCGUGGUAUUUACAUAUUUGCAGAAAUCCAUUCAGGUGUAUUUCGUGGCUUUUGGCGAAUGCGUUCUAAUGAUCUAAAGUCUCGCUGUUGCUACUGCCUGUAAACACACAGUCCAGUUCAACGUGAAUGAUGGCAGGCCCGUCACCGUUCUGCGUCCUUGGACAAGACAAAUGUUUUUAUUAGGUUUUAUUCACUGCAGUGUCUAUGAAUUGUCCAGAUGCAUGGUGCUUUCCCACUCUAUAUUGCUAUAGAAUUUUCUCAUAUGCCUUAGAAUGUUUGGGAAUUACAUAUACUAAGAAUUUCAGAAAACGUGAAAAUGACCAUAUCUAAGUGCUCGCUAGUUAGAUUUUGUAUUUUUUUUUAUUCACAUUCUUCCUGGGGUUGUAUAUGAACAGAUCUUCAUAAGAUUUAAUGUUGCUAAAAUGCUGUCAGUUCCACUUUAAUAGACCAAUAAGAAUAAGAGUUCCAAACCUCUCUGCCAAUAACAGCUAGUUUUCAGUUUCCCCCUCCCCACUCAGACCACACCCAGACAGUCCUCGCAAAAUUCUAGCUUGAUAAAUUGCUGUUUGCUAAGAAGCUAUUUUUGGUUUAUUUUUUACAAUUGUAAUUUAAAAACACAGUACCCAGAAAUUAUAUUGAGAUAAAAAAAAGGCUACAUUGGACCUUCCAUCGAUCAAACAACCAAUCAGUCAACCAACCAAUCAAUCAUAAACUCAAUAAACUUGAAAUACACCCUAGCACACCCACAAAAGACAGAACACAUAUAAUGACACACCCUGGCUCAACCUAAUGAUUCCCGAGUGCCAUGGUGUGGCAUGGAGGCGAUAAUGAUCCUGUGAACGACAGCGUUUGAAAACUACGUUACAGAUAUGAAAGAAAACAAACAGACCAUCAUAAUAUCAUAAAAACAAUAUACAUUCCCAUUUAUUCUACAAAAACCACUUAAAAAAAAUUGGUUCUAUUUGACUCACACAUUUCACUGACUUAACAGUAAGACGUUGUUGGCAUAAUAGAUUGAUGCCGUUCACUGCAUAUUUAUAUAAUUCACUACUUCACCAAUCCCUUUCUUGGUAGUAAGACCAAAAAUAAUUGCUAUCGAGUAUGUAAUCAACCGCUGGACUAGGUACAUUGUUUUAGCUGCCGUCCAUUCGGGAUGCGCCACUUUUCAGUUUCAAUGACUCAAUAAUUCUGGCAAAAACGGACGAAUUGAUAACUAAGGCUGGGAAUGUCAAUACAAUCACACUAGCAAAGGGCAAUGAUCACAAGUCAUCAUACCGGGCUAAUAGGCUACAUUCUAUUUAUGUAGGAAGCUAAAACACAGAGCCUAACGUGACUAAGAUAGUCUAGCUAGCUAGCUAGCUCGCUGCUAGGAAGAAUGUCCUGUAUUGCCUUGGAGGAGGUGAGAAUGACUUUUUUCCCUCAUGUGGGUUUUCGGUGGCUAUCACCCGAGAUCGGUGUCAUUUGGUCCAGCUAUCGAUAACUUGAAUGACGUUAUUAGUUUAAUCAUAUCUAUAUGCUUUUGCCAACUCAACUCUGGCUAUCUACUAAAUAUGACUCUUACUCCGAUUUCAGAUCCUCUCGUCUGAGUGUGCCAAGUGCAGAUAUUGAUGAAUUUAUGAAACGCGCUAGAUAUGAAACCGGUGUCCGUACACGUAGACAAAAAAAGUAAUAGUUAGUCAAGAAUUUCAGCUAACCCACUCUCUACGGCGAGUAAAAUGGUCAGGUGGGUUUCUCAGUAUCAUUGGUGUUCUGGAAGUAGCUAGCUACAAUCUAGUCAACUUUAUACCAGUUUUCGCUUGGGUUCUUGGUUGGGACCAGCGUGCCUUGGCAUGGGCAAAAGCUGUCAAAAGGACAUGGCAUGCUAACAAUCCUCAUCGUUUAAACCGAUCAUGCAAUUUUGAACGCCAACUAAGCUGAAAAAGAUUGAGAGUGUUUAUCUAAUUUCCUUCGUAGAUUGAGCAUCUUGAGCUCGUGGCUAGCAUUAGUAAAUUUUGAUCUUGUAUGUUGUAUGAUGUGCAUACCGAGAAAAGAGAAGAGAGCCUACCUACGUUGAAUGGAAAAAUUAUUUAGUCAUCACCAAUUGUGGCAAGUUCUCCCACUUAAAAGAUGAGAGAGGCCUUAAUUUUCCAAAUCAUAGGAUACACGUCACGAUGACAUACAAAUUGAGACAAAACUAUCAUAAAAUCACUUGUAUGAUUUUUAAAUGAAUUUAAUUUGUCAAAUUAUGGUGGAAAAUCACUAUUUGUCCCCUACACCAACAAGAUUCUGCUCUCACACACCAUGUUUACUUAUUAAAUAAUUAAGAGCUAGCCUAACUGUCCUCCACUCGUUUACCACCACCUGUAUUAAUGGACUGUUUGAACUUGUUAUCAGAAUAAAGACACCUGUCACAACCUCAAAUAGAUCAUAACUCCAAACUCCACUAUGGCCAUACCAAAGAGCUGUCAAAGGACACCAGAACAACAUUUUAGACGGCCACGCAUGUGGGAAGACCUGAAUCGCAAUAGGUAAAGCUCUGGGUUGACGAAAAGAUCAACUGUGGGAGCAAUUAUUAGGAAAUGGGAAGACAUACAAAGACCACUGAUAUGCUCCCUAGAUCUCAGGGGCUCCACGCAAGAUCAUCACCCCUCACCCCGUGGGGUCCAAAUAUCACAGAACGUGAGCAAAUCCAGAACCACCGGGGGGACCUAGUGAAUACCUGCAUAGAGCUGGGACCAAAGUAACACAAGCCUAACCAUCUAAACACACUAUCGACGCGCCAGGGACUUCAAAUCCUGCGUGACAGAUGUGUCCCCUGCUUUAGCCAGUACAAUGGUCAGGCCGUCUGAAGUUUGCUAAGUGCAUUUGGAUGAUCCAGAAGAGGAUUUGUGAGAAUGUCCUAUGGUCAGAUAAACACCAUCUACCUUUUUGGUACCAACUCACCCUCUUCGUGUUUGGAGGACAACAUAAUGCUGAAGUUGCAGAAUCAAGACACCAUCCAAUACGUGAGCAUGGGGGUUGAACAUCAUGCUUUGUGGCUGUUUUUAAGAAAGGGACCAGAAACGACUGAUCCGUGUGAAGGAAACAGAAUGAAUGGUCCAUGUAUCGUGCGUUUUGAGUGAAAACCUCUUCCACAACAUCGCAAGGACAUUAGAUGAAACUUGGGCUGGGUCCUUUCACAGCAUGACAUGAUCACCAAACACCCACACAACCACCCCCCGGCAACGAAUGAGUGGCUUCGUACGAAGCAUUUCAAGGUCCUGAGUGGGCCUAGCCAGUCCUCCAGAUCUCAACCCCAUAGAAAAAUAUUUGGAGGGGAGUUGAAGCCCCAAAACAUCACUGCUCUAGAGGAGGCUGCUGGAGGAAUGGGCCAAAUAUCCCAUCAACAGUGUGGGAAAACUUGUGAAAUACGAAAACGUUUGUACUGUGGCAUUGCUAACAAAGGGUAUUAAAAAGUAUUGAGAAAACUUUUGUUUUUGACCAAACGUAUUCGCCAACCAAAAUCUACAUGUGAUUUUUCCUGGAUUAUUUUUUCUCAUUAUUGUCUGUCAUAGUUGACGUGUACCUUGAUGAAAUUAACAGGCCUCUCUCAUCUUUUUUAAGUGGGAGAACUUGCAGCAAUUGGUGGCUAGACUAAUACUUUUUUUCCCCGCCUGUAUUCAAUGGUUGUUUGAUCAAUAUUAACACUCUAAAGUUCCCAAAUAUAAGAGGACUCCCGUGGUAAUUAUACAUAUUGCAGAAAUCCAUUCAGGUGUAUUUCGUGCUUUUGGCGAAUGCACGUUCUAAUGAUACUAAAGUCUCGCUGUUCUACUGCUGUAAACACACCGUCCAGUUUUCAAACGUGAAAAAUGAUGGCAGGCCUCUCCCGUCUGCUGCCUUGGACAAGACAAAUGCAGUGGGUUUUUAUUAGGUUUUAUUCCUGCAGUGUCCUAUGAAUUGUCAGAUGAAUGGUGCUUUCGCCAUUUCCCACGCGAUAUUAGUAUAGAAUUUUCUCAUAUGCCUUAUAAUGUUUUGGUAAUUAUAUACUAAGAAUUUCGAAAACGUGAAAAUGUACCAUAUCUAGUGCUCGCUAGUUCGAUUUUGUAUUUUUUUUUCUUCACAUUCUCCUGGGUUUGUAUAUGAAAGAUCUCAUAAGAUUUAAUGUUGCUACAAUGCGGUCGUUUCCACUUUAAUAGGACCAAUAAGAAUAAGAGUUCAAACCUUCUGCCAAUAACAGCUAUUUUCAUUUUUCCUCCACCCAUCCCCACUCAGACCACACCCAGACAGUCCUUCGCAAAAUUCGACUUGAAUAAAUUGCUGAUUUGUAGGAAGCUAUUUUUGUUUAUUUUUUUACAAUUGUAAUUAAAAACACAGUACCCCCCAGAAAUUAUAAUUGAGAAUAACAAAAAGCUACAUUGGACCUUCCAUCGAUCAAACAACCAAUCCGGGUCCAACCAACAUCAAUCAAUUAAAGAGCACUCACUCGAAAACUCUGUCUAUCUCUCUCUCCUCUUGCUCUUUCACGAAUUAUAGAACUUCCUAAGGAUAAAGGAUUUUUUCAAAGAGAGAUUAAAAGAAAAGAGAGACAUAUUGGAGAGGAGAGAAGGAGAGGAGAUUCAUCGGAUAUUAGUCGUUACUGAAGAGAUGAGCGUCGAGUAGAUGCUCGGAGAGGAGAGGGGCUUGGAAUGGGUCAUGGGAGGGAGAGAGUAGAUGCGAGUGAGGGGCUGACUGAAUUUUGCAGGAGACGAGGACUGAUAAGGUGGGUGAAAAGGCAUGAGGACGCGAUAUAUAGAGGGCUUGAUAAUAUAAUAGCACGAAGAAAAUGAACGAAGUAGAAUUGUACAAGAGAAAGCGAGAAGUGCAGAGAUAUCCUCAGUAAUGGUCACUGUGCUGAAUAUAUGCUUGUGAAUUUGUUCGUCAUCGAAAAGUUGCCGAAUUCCUGGACGAGAACUGCCCAUGCGACGAGAAUCAACGAGGAGAAACAUCUCUUUCACCUCCCGGUAGCGAGAGCGAAUACCCAAGGACCAUACAGGCCUCUGAGAUCCCAUGAACAUAUGUCUAUUCCACACACACCCUCAAACACGACACCGGCGCCAUCCUUCUGUUUGCUGGGCCCAGGCCCUCUCGAGAGGCAGCAACGUGGUGUAAGAAACCAAAUGAAGAGAGCCAGCAGUGAUGUGCCAGAGUCGAAGGAAACAACUGACAUGUUGGCUCUGUGAGUGAACUCGGACCACAGGCAGUCACAGGUUGUCAAACGUUUACAGCAUCAACAUUGGGUACAAAAACUAAGUCCGCACUGGUUUAGUCAGACUGGUCCAAAGACUGGAAAUCAGACAGAAGAUCACGAAUAACUCCUGACAAUUACUACACAUAAAUGUUAUUAAAUAUGUCUCGUAUAAUUUUUUGUUGUACUAGAAAGUAGACAUAUACCAAUAUAUGGUAUAAGUGGACUGACUGUGGUACUAAGGGGGUUAUGGGAGACUCUUAAUCAAGUGAGUACAUCGAAGGGGGGGGAUGGGGGGGAGCGGCCUAUUUGACUAAGAGGACAGGGGGGAGUGUGACUUUUCUUUAAAAACCUACUUGUCUCGCUCCUUAUACCUCUCAUUACACGCAAACAACUGUCUCGUACUGUCAACUGGUAUUUAAGAGGUGUGCAGCGGGGGGGUUUCUUGUGGGUUUUUGGCUGUAAUAUCUUCAUCGUUCUUGUCUCUUUGAAAAGGUUUGGGGUAGCCCCGGUAUAUUUGUCCUGUUAUAUGGGGGGUUAAGAACUCCACACCUUCUUUUGCUUAGUAGUUUUGAUGUGUUUACGUUGGAGUGUAUCUUCAUAGUGAGCACACAUGUGUUAGAGUCGGGAUCUCUAUGUAGUUGGUUUGCAUUGGGGAGCUCAGGGUGAGCAUCUCUAGUGAAAUGAAUAAUAGUCACGGAAGCAAACGGCGGGACACGAAAACAACGCACAGCAACGAAACGACACGGGUAUCUCGCAAUAGUAUCUCAGAUAGGGGGGAGUGAGGCGUAAAGAGGGUAUGUGUAAAACUAGCAGGGGGAAGAAGUAGAAGGGGUGGCAGAAAGGUUUUAACGGGAACUGAGCUUGAAGCGUAGUGACUGGCCGUGAGAGUGAGUAAAACAUGCUCAUGACGCGGUGACACAAAAAAGUGGUGAACCAAUGACAAAACGGUGUGUCUGCUAAAGGGUCAUUAGGAGUUUUGGAAGACCAAUGAGGUUGUAGGCGAAUAAAAUGAUUAGGAAUGUGAGGGGAGUAAGAGAUGCUCUGAGGGGGGGGAAAAAAGGGGUGGUAAUAGAGUUAAAGCUGGGGGGUGGUGAUAGGGUGUGGGACUUGCCGGGAGGAUCUUCAAGGCGAUAGACGGCAAAGGGGCGAGGUCUGCGGUGAAUUACGGGGUUAGGCGAAAAAAAGAUAUAACUAUGUUUUAUUUUAUUUUUUGGGUGGGGGGGUAGGGAAGGGGGGGGGUGGGGUAACUGCAUAACUUACUAUUGGCAAAGAUCGAUUGUAAAUUCAAUCAAUGGAAAUUGUCUGGAACCAUCAACUGUCCAAUCCGGCGGCCUGUAUUAUAGUCUCGAUCGAUAUAGUAAUACAGUGAAUGGAAAACAACAAAGUGAUUUGACAUCCCCUGGGGCUGAUAAAUUUGAUACGAUUUGCCACUGACAAAGAACUUAUCAGUCUAUAAAGUUUAACUGGAUAGGGUUUUAUGUGAACAGUGAGAGACAGAAUAACAACAAAAUCCAGAAAACGCAUGUCAAAAAUGUUAUGAAUUGAUUUGCAUUUUAAUGAGGGAAAAUAAGUAUUUGACCCCCUCUCAUCAGAAAGAUUUCUGUCUCCCAGGUGUCUUUUAUACAGGUAACGAGCUGAGAUUAGGAGCACACUCUUAAAGGGAGUGCUCCUAAUCUCAGCUUGUUACCUGUAUAAAAGACACCUGUCCACAGAAGCAAUCAAUCAAUCAGAUUCCAAACUCUCCACCAUGCCAAGACCAAAGAGCUCUCCAAGGAUGCCAGGGACGAAGAUUGUAGAUCUACACCAGGCUGGAAUGGGGCUACAAGACCAUCACCAAGCAGCUUGGUGAGAAGGUGACAACAGUUGGUGCAAUUAUUCGCAAAUGGAAGAAAAACAAAAGAACUGUCAAUCUCCCUCGGCCUGGGGCUCCACGCAAGAUCUCACCUCGUGGAGUUGCAAUGAUCAUGAGAACUGUGAGGAAUCAGCCCAGAACUACACGGGAGGAUCUUGUCAAUGAUCUCAAGGCAGCUGGGACCAUAGUCACCAAGAAAACAAUUGGUAACACACUGUGAAGGACUGAAAUCCUACAGCGCCCGCAAGGUCUCCCUGCUCAAGAAAGCACAUAUACAUGCCCGUCUGAAGUUUGCCAAUGAACAUCUGAAUGAUUCAGAGGAGAACUGGGUGAAAGUGUUGUGGUCAGAUGAGACCAAAAUGGAGCUCUUUGGCAUCAACUCAACUCGCCGUGUUUGGAGGAGGAGGAAUGCUGACCCCAAGAACACCAUCCCCACCGUCAAACAUGGAGGUGGAAACAUUAUGCUUUGGGGGUGUUUUUCUGCUAAGGGGACAGGACAACUUCACCGCAUCAAAGGGACGAUGGACGGGGCCAUGUACCGUCAAAUCUUGGGUGAGAAACCUCCUUCCCUCAGCCAGGGGCAUUGAAAAUGGGUCGUGGAUGGGUAUUCCAGCAUGACAAUGACCCAAAACACACGGCCAAGGCAACAAAGGAGUGGCUCAAGAAGAAGCACAUUAAGGUCCUGGAGUGGCCAAGCCAGUCUCCAGACCUUAAUCCCAUAGAAAAUCUGUGGAGGGAGCUGAAGGUUCGAAUUGCCAAACGUCAGCCUCGAAACCUUAAUGACUUGGAGAUCUGCAAAGAGGAGUGGGACAAAAUCCCUCCUGAGAUGUGUGCAAACCUGGUGGCCAACUACAAGAAACGUCUGACCUCUGUGAUUGCCAACAAGGGUUUUGCCACCAAGUACUAAGUCAUGUUUUGCAGAGGGGUCAAAUACUUAUUUCCCUCAUUAAAAUGCAAAUCACUUCAUAACAUUUUUGACAUGCGUUUUUCAGGAUUUUUUUUGUUGUUAUUCUGUCUCUCACUGUUCAAAUAAACCUACCAUUAAAAUUAUAGACGGAUCAUUUCUUUGUCAGUGGGCAAACGUACAAAAUCAGCAGGGGAUCAAAUACUUUUUUCCCUCACUGUAUAUACACACACAUAUAUACAUACAUAUAUACACACAUACAUACAUAUACAUAUAUAUAUAUAUACAUACACAUACACAUAUACACACAUACACACACACACACACACACACAUACAUACAUACAUACAUACAUACACAUACAUAUCCUUAAAAAAAUAAUAUAUAUUCCCCUUUACUACUUUCCAACCCCGCCACCCUUUCCCUACUUGGAGUAAACUAGUGAACAACAACGCCCAGGCCUCUACUUCCAGCCCAUACCCACUAUCUACAUUUUAUGGACACAGUCAAUUUUACAAUAAUUACAUUUUGUUUGUUGUUACUCCUGAACUUCUUCUACUCUCAACCUCUCCGAUCAUUUUCAUGAUGUCCAUCUGGUUUGCUUCUAUAUGCCAUAUCUUUCUAACUGUGCUCUUUCACAAAAGCUCCCAACCUACAACCCAUACACUUAUUAUGGACACAGUAUGCUUUACAUUAUUAGUUAUCUUGUUGUUAUUAGUUGUUGUUAGUUGUUAUUAGUCCCAUCCUUCAACUCCAUUCAACACCUCCCAUCUAUCUCUUAACACCAUCCACAUAGGAUUUCUAUUUGGCAUAUAUAUUUCAACUGUACUGUGAUGUCUUACAAAAGUUCUGAACCUUUCUAUUCUCAUCUACAGAUUGUGAAUUAAAAAUAAACAUUUUUGCUAAUUGUAUUAUUAUGUUAUUAAUCGAUUGACUAUGACUUUUCAGAUCACCCAGUAAUGCUAUCUGCAGGGUUAGCUCCAGGUAAAUAUUGCAAUCCUUCAGCCAUUCCUGGACCUGUGUCCAAAAACAAGCUACAAAUGGACAGUACCAAAACAAAUGAUCUAAUGAUUCUGUCUCUUCACAGCAAAAUCUGCAGAGCUGGGAAGAUUGUAUCCCCCAUAUAAAUAACAUUCUAUUGGUAGCAAGAAUUUUAUAUAAUAAUUUAAAUUGAAAGAUUCUAAUUUUUGAAUCCGGUGUCGUUUUGCGUAUCAGUUCAUAAACACUAUGCCAUGGGAUCGGUACGUCAAAGAUCUCUUCCCAACUAUUUUGCAAUCUAUAUGGGACGGCUGUCAAUCCUUUGGUCCUUAAAGGAAACUGAUAUACUUUUUUAUUUAUCACAGUUUUCCUUAACCAAUUAUGUUCUUUAAUGCAAGGCCGACAGACAAGUUCCUUACUUUCUCCCCCUUCCACUUUCCUCUUCCACUUUUGCGGUAAGGCUGCAAUUAUUUGGUUGUAAUUUUGGGUAGAGCAGACAUUUCCAUAUGUUUUUGUUAGCUGCAUGUGCGACAUAACUCCACCAGUCCUACCGAUGAUAUCAUUUACGAAGAUUAUACCUUUUUUAAACAUUCUGUCAAAAAAUAAAGGUUUUUUGUCAAUUAGUAUAUUUGAAUUUAACCACAAUAUUUGUUGCAUUAUUUGUUCUGUCGUUUCUGGAGGAUUAAAUUGAAAUUGCAACCAACUUUCUAUGGCUUGUUUUAGAAAUAGUGAUAUCUGGGAGAUGAUUUCCUUUUCAAAUAACUGAAAGUGAGUGGUUGUAAUCUGAAUAAAGGGAAAAAGGCCAUUCUUGAACAUUGGGUGAGACAAUCUUACUAAUUUGCUAGAGAACCAGUUCGGAUUUAAGUAUAACUUUUGUAUGACUGAAGCUUUUAGUGAUAGGUCUAAUGCUUUAAUAUUUAAUAAUUUCUGUCCUCCGAAUUCAUAUUCAUUAUAUAAAUAGGCCUGUUUAAUUUUGUCUGGCUUGCCGUUCCAAAUAAAAUGGAAUCUUUUUUUCUCAUAUAAUUUAAAAAACUGUUCCCUAGGCGUAGGCAAGACCAUAAGCAAAUAGGUAAACUGGGAUAAUACUAAAGAGUUAAUCAGGGUGAUUAGGCGAAGGAUUAGCUAAAAGGGUUAAGGAUAUGGUUAGUGGAAUGGUAAGCUAACAUGCUAAGUCAUUACAAAGUAGCUAAAAAGGAGUACGUAGUAAAACAAAUGCUAAUUAGCUAAAAUGCUAACGUGAAGUAAAGUUGUCCAUGAUGAGAUUCAAACUCACAACCUUUGGGUUGCUAAAUGUACGCAUUAUACGCCAACCCAUCCACCCCGACCAACCACCUUACUUUCGUAUUAUAAUUUUAAUUUAACCCCUUUUUUCUCCCCAAUUUCGUGAUAUCCAAAUUGGUAGUUAUAGUCUAGUCCCAUCGCUGCAUCUCCCCUACGGACUCGGGAGAGGCGAAGAUCGAGAGCCAUGCGUCCUCCGAAACACGACCCUGCAAAGCCGCACUGCUUCUUGACACACUGCUCGCUUAAUCCAGAAGCCAGCCGCACCAAUGUGUCAGAGGAAACACAGUCCAGCUGGUGACCGAAGUCAGCUUGCAGGUGCCCGGCCCGCCACAAGGAGUCGGCUAGAGUGCGAUGGGACAAGGAAAUCCUGACUGGCCAAACCCUCCCUUAACCAGGACGAUGCUGGGCCAAUUGUACACCACCUCAUGAAUCUCCCGGUCACGGGCCGGCUGUGACACAGCCUAGGAUCGAACCCGGGGCUGUAUUUGUAUUUAUAUUUAUUUGGGAUCCCCAUUAGCUGCUGCCAAGGCAGCAGCUACACUUCCUGGAGUCCAAACAUGUACAUUUUACAUUUUCGUCAUUUAGCAGACGCUCUUAUCCAGAGCGACUUACAAAUUGGUGCAUUCACCUUAUGAUAGCCAGUGGGACAACCACUUUACAAUAUAUAAAACAUUGUUUUAUUUUUAUUUAUUUUUAAAUUGGGGGGGUGGAGGAUUACUUUAUCCUAUCCCAGGUAUUCCUUAAAGAGGUGGGGUUUCAAGUGUCUCCGGAAGGUGGUGAGUGACUCCACUGUCCUGGCGUCGUGAGGGAGCUUAUUCCACCAUUGGGGUGCCAGCGCAGCGAACAGUUUUGACUGGGCUGAGCGGGAACUGUGCUUCCGCAGAGGUAGGGGGGCCAGCAGGCCAGAGGUGGAUGAACGCAAUGCCCUCGUUUGGGUGUAGGGACUGAUCAGAGCCUGAAUAGGCAAGUACCAUGGUCUUGUAGCAGAUGCGAGCUUCAACUGGAAGCCAGUGGAGUGUGCGGAGGGGCGGAGUGACGUGAGAGAACUUGGGAAGGUUGAACACCAGACGGGCUGCAGUGUUCUGGAUGAGUUGUAGGGGUUUAAUGGCACAGGCAGGGAGCCCAGCCAACAGCGAGUUGCAGUAAUCCAGACGGGAGAUGACAAGUGCCUGGAUUAGGACCUGUGCCGCUUCCUGUGUAAGGCAGGGUCGUACUCUGCGAAUGUUGUAGAGCAUGAACCUACAGGAUCGGAUCACCGCUUUGAUGUUAGUGGAGAACGACAGGGUGUUGUCCAGGGUCACGCCAAGGUUCUUUGCACUCUGGGAGGAGGACACAACAGAGUUGUCAACCGUGAUGGCGAGAUCAUGGAGCGGGCAGUCCUUCCCCGGGAGGAAGAGCAGCUCCGUCUUGCCGAGGUUCAGCUUGAGGUGGUGAUCCGUCAUCCACACUGAUAUGUCUGCCAGACAUGCAGAGAUGCGAUUCGCCACCUGGUUAUCAGAAGGGGGAAAGGAGAAGAUUAGUUGUAUGUCGUCUGCGUAGCAAUGAUAGGAGAGGCCAUGUGAGGAUAUGACAGAGCCAAGUGACUUGGUGUAUAGCGAGAAUAGGAGAGGGCCUAGAACUGAGCCCUGGGGGACACCAGUGGUGAGAGCACGUGCCUUAGAUUGCUGCACCACUCGGGUGGCCCCUUACUUUCGUUUUUGCCUUAAGUAACCAUCUGUCUUGUGUAACCGUACAAAACGUAACAUAUGGUACUUUUUUUAGUGUCCCGGAUUUCCAUUUACUAUGUUACGUGUAGUCUAUGAGACCAGGCUGAUGUGAUAAAACUCUGUCCCCUCUCCCCUGUGCAGGUAUCGUUCUACAAUGAUCUACACCUUCCUGAACUCCUCUGAGUCUGUGUUUCUUCUUCAGUCCACCAACAAGUCAGGAAAGAACGAAGGAGCCCUAGUCAUCUGA
Messenger RNA from Coregonus sp. 'balchen', 52263 nucleotides. NCBI's taxonomy places the organism in Eukaryota, Metazoa, Chordata, Actinopteri, Salmoniformes, Salmonidae. The record is from the annotation of a GenBank genome assembly.